Messenger RNA from Homo sapiens (human), 59349 nucleotides. RefSeq names its product IKAROS family zinc finger 2 (gene IKZF2). The record is from RefSeq and is a predicted model, not a curated record. The coding region runs from base 50266 to 51687 and encodes 473 amino acids. Gene Ontology annotation, cellular component: nucleus. Gene Ontology annotation, biological process: regulation of DNA-templated transcription. The transcript has 8 exons. Lineage: Eukaryota; Metazoa; Chordata; Mammalia; Primates; Hominidae.
AUUUCUUGGUUUUGUUUAUCAGCCGAUCUGUUUGCUGGAUUUGGGCUUGGAAUGACCCACCUGUAAAGUGCUUUUCCUUCCUCCUCCCCUUGAACUCUGCAGGGGGCUUGGCUUGGAGGGGGCAAGGGAGGGAAAGAGAGAAGGGGGAAACACAAAAAACUUCUUUCUUUCUCCCUCCGUUUAUCUUCAGCCCGACAUUGUCACCUCCUCUUUGAGGGGUUAGAAGAAGCUGAGAUCUCCCGACAGAGCUGGAAAUGCAUUGCACUUUGACUAUGGAAACAGAGGCUAUUGAUGGCUAUAUAACGUCAGGUGACAAUGAGCUUUCACCCGAAAGGGAGCACUCCAAUAUGGCAAUUGACCUCACCUCAAGCACACCCAAUGGACAGCAUGCCUCACCAAGUCACAUGACAAGCAGUAAGUCUUCAUUUUAUGAUUUUUUUUUGUGUGUGUGUGUCUCUCCAGCAACAGACUUUAAUUUGUUAGGUCUGUGGGGUCCUCUCACAUUGUGGUAUAGCUACUGUUAUAGAUUUUGCUAAAGAAAGAACAACACAGAUUUAUUCCUGUUCAUUCUAGUAUUAUAAAACAUGAGCCUGCUUACUAGUCUGAACUAUCCCAAGGUGGCAUUUGGGAGCUGGUGCUUACCUGUAUCAGGUAAGAAAGGUUAGAAUUUGCUGGUUGUUGUUUUGACUUGCCAGGUUUAUGACUGGAUUUUUUGUUGUUGUUGGGUAAAAAAUGUGGAAACGUCACUUCCAAAGGACUCUUCACAGUUAAAAAAUGAAAUAAUUUUAUGUUGCCUUGGUAGAAAGCUAAACCGUCAGUGAUAAAAUUACAGUGUUACUUGCUUUUAAAAAAUGUGAAAGUUUCUUCUCCAAAGCAUUGGAAGUGAAGUGUAAUUGAAAAUUUAUAGAACUCAUUUAUAUCCAUUUCUGUAGCAAAGUUGAAAGGCUUUUGUCCAGAGAAGAACUGAUAAAAUUUGGAAAGAUGUUUUGAAUUUGUAGGAAAAGACAGUUUUGGCUACUGUUUUUGAUAAAGGGUCAUUUACUGAUGUAAUAUACAUUGUUUUUAUGUAAUAAGAUGCAACUUACAUGCUGUCAGUGACAGAAGACAAAAUACUUUAUUAAGAAUAUGGUUGCUUUUUUCUUAAUUAUAAUAUUUUAUCAGUUUAGUUAUCAAGUGCAAGUGCUUUAUUACUCUUACUCAAAAGUAAUUUGAAAUCUUGUUUUCUUUAUACUUUAGAUUUAUAUUUUAUUCUUACAUGUUAUAGAAAGGACAUUGGACUUACAUGUAAAUAUAAUUAAAUUUACAAGUUUUCUGUUUUGGCAAUAUGUGAAGGAAAGGCAUUCUCUUUCCUUCCCCCCCCCCGAAGAUUUAAUAACUAAGAAAAGUGAAUCAUGUACUUAAUUAUGAGCAUAUUUGUAAAUGUAUUCUGACUAUCCAGAGAGAGCAACUUUUUCUUUUUACUUCUAACAGCUCUCGAAACUGUAAGUUAUUAUAAAACUGCAAGCUUAGUAAUUAGUAAAUACUACUGAAAUUUAAGCAAUUUAUAUAGAAUACCAUUGAAUACAUUUUGCAAUUUAUUAACUUUAAGUAAUUUUAGCUAUUGACUUGAAAUUAUGAUUGAGUUUGAAUUUGCUUUAUUUAUUUAAAAGUUGUAAUUCUUUUAAGUAAUGAGCACUUCCUAAGAAAAUUUAAUUAUAGAAGCAGUCCUUACAAUUCCCGUAUCAUUUAGAAAGAAAAAACUAGUAAAGUUAGCAGGUGAAUGUAUACUAAAUUAUCAUACUAAUCUCAUAAUGAAUCUUUUGCAUUCAUGUUUUUUGCUAGUUGAUUUGAUAAAAAAUAUACUAUGACUACAAUUUAGGCAAUAGAAUUUUUACAUUUCAAUAUACUAGUUAUUUGGUGUAAUGUUUUUAUUUCUCAGAUAACUCACACAAUUUCCUAAAGAGUAAAAAGAGAUAAUAUGUAGUUUCUAUUAGUUAGCUAUUGGCUUUAGAAACAUUGCAUGUAUAGGGUAGGGAGUAACUGUUAAUCAGAGACUUGACUGUCAUCCCCUAGACACAACCACAGGAAAAUGCUUGUCAAGUGGUUAAUUGGCUGCUUUAUUUCUGAAUUUGAUUCUGGUUUUGCAAGUACUUGCUUCAGAAAGGCAGUUCACUCAUCUUUUUAAAUAAACAGUGCAGAGUGUAGGCAUGAUCAAUUUGAACAAAUAAGAACUGUGCUUUUGACAUUUGAGCUUUUCUCACCCAACAACAGUAAACUUAUGUUUGGUAGAGAGUUUUUUAACUUACUAGCCUGUGGCAAUUCCAUGUUAGUACAGGUUUUGGCUAAGAUGCACGUGUUUUCAGGUUCUUUUCCAAAGAGUUGCAGGUUAAAUAUUUUGGCUCUCACUUCAGAGCUGUCUCUUGCAUCCUUUAUGUAGCCUCUAUUUACAGUAUCUAGGUUACCCACUUAGGUGUUAGAUGGAGAAGAUACCCAUUUUUCCUCUCUGUUAGAUCUAGGAGAAUAUCAGCAUUUUAGAUUGCCAAAGCAAAUAGUGAUAGAGAGGAACUCUCGUCUAUUAAUUAGAACAAGAGACCUAGAAUUGGUCACUCUGAUGUUUUUCUGUGACUUGGAAUAAUUUUUUGUGUGCAUCUGGCCUGUCAAAUCACUUGUGUCUGAGAUCACCGGUUUUCCUAAAUCCCUUUACAUGCAUUGUUGACUUUGUUUAAUGAAAAGAACUUAUUUAUUUUCUGCAUUUUUUAAUAUCUUCAAAUAUACUUCCUGGAGGGUGCCUGCUUCCAAAAACAGAAUUGCAAUUUUGAUUGAAAGUGUUAAAGCUAAAAGUAAAUGUGAAAACCUUUAAGACAGUUUCUAGUAGCAGGAAGGAGAGGAUGGGAAUAUAUGUGUAAGGAGGAAAAAAGUUAUUUUUAAACAGUUAAAAAAAUAAAAUAAGUAAAUUUUUUUUUUUUUUUUAGUAAAACAGCUAACAUUCUGGCCAGAAAAGUAUCAAUAAGGCAUGAGAGCUCACUUAUUUUGGCUUUAGGAAGGUGGUCAGUACUACUGUAAGGUCCCAGCAUUUGUUUAAGCUAUUUGGUAACUCUUCUAAGAUGAAGGGUUUCUGUGCAACUUGCUGCCAGCUAUUGUAUAAAAAUAAUGACGGCAGCUAUCAUUAUUUGACAGUGCUAGAAUAGAGCACUGGUGACUUGGGAGGGAGAGAACUAAAAAUGUUAUAAUGCCUGACAGUUUUUGGUUUUAAAAUUUAGCAUCUAAGAUAAACUUAAGAAGAAGUAAGAGGUAUUAGUGAUCCUAACAUUUUAUAAUGACUACUUCCUAUGGUUUUGAAUGAAUUUUCUUAGAGAACUUUAAACUUUUUCUUCUGGAAUGAGGAUGUCUUUGUUAAGAAGAUGGACAUUGUUGCCUGAGAUCAUUAGUGUACAUAUUGAGUCUGCUGACAAUCUUCGGUGUCAGGGAUGACAGUAUAUGCCUUGAUGGCUAUUGGAAAUACACAGUGUUAAGUGAUUUUUAAAAAUAGAAUCUGGGACUUAAGAAUCUGAGACAGACAUCUCAGACAGAACAAUAUAAAAAUAAUCCAUAUUGUAUUUCGGCCCAUCAGAUGAAACUUACUUUGUGAUUCCUUCUGUUUCUUGGUUAGCUCAUUUCCAAUUCUUGCAUAGUUGUUCAGUAUUGGUUUCAGACUGUUCUAUACUGGCAGGUGACUAUUUUGAAAAUUGUUUAAAGUUCAAAAUUUUUAAAUUAAUUUUAUUUUUCUUAUCUAUUUUUUUAUAAUGUUUAUGUAUAAAUUUACUUUGCAGGUAGUUACUUAAAUGGGUAUGAAAAUACAUCAUGAUGCAAAAUUUGUUUCUAUUACUUUAAAGCUGUUAAGUGGAUCAACUGUACAGUCAAUGCUAUUUAUCAGUCUGAUGGCCAGGUGGCAUGUAUGGAAUCGGAAGAAGUAGUAAGUCUAGUUUUACAAGGCUCUGACCAAUAAUCAGGUCAGGGAAUCUAGUUUAUUCUUUUCAGAGUACUUCACAUUAAUUUUUUUCUUAGCUAGUUUCCAUUUUUAGAACCUAGCGAAGCAGAAGUAUAUUAUGAUUUCUAUUUUUCAUAUGUGGAAAUUGAGGCUUGAAGAAAUCAAUUUACCUCUUAGAGAACUUAGCAGAAAGAUGAAGUUAUCAGGAUUGGGACAUAAAAUUGUGAUAUUACCUUGUGGGUUAGUUAGAUAACUGCUAUCUCUACAAUGUCACCUUCUCAGGGUGUCUGCCGUGUCCAAUACUGGCCCAUAUUUUUGUGACAAAUAUCUCAGAAAUAGAAGAGUUAUUAUGAGGGUGGAGUGAUAUCAGAUUAUCUUUUCAGGCGGGUGUUCUAAUGCACUUUUUGAAAUAGAGCCUAUAUUAUGGGACUUACCAGCUUUCUGAGUUUUCUUCUGUAGCUUAGUUUGGCAGUCACCCUUGCUUGGAUUUCUGUAGGACACACCCUAAUAUAACACCAGAUGGGCUUGAUAGAAAAUCUUCUGUUUUAAGUCGCCAUACUUAGGUUUGUGUAUAUACCCAAUGUACUUUACAUUUAGUUCUUGUUUAUUAGGGAAUUAAAUAAAAAUAGUUCUGAUUUAAUUUCUUUACAGGUAUCAGAGAUAAAUGUCAUAACUAUGUACCAAAAGAGAAAAAAAGGGAAAAAAAAGGAAAGUAAAAGAGGUAUAGAUUUGUUGGUAAUCAACAGCAAAAGUGCUGUAACUUUUUCUUUGCACCUCAUUCCGCUCCCAACUCCCUAUCUUUUUAGUCUGCUUAGUACUGAGAAUUAAAGUCCGUUUUCAAAAAACAAAACAACGUAUGGCAGAAAGAUUAUCCUUAUCAUCUCUAUCUUUGUUCAAAAUCUGUCUUUCCCACUAGAAGUACUUUUUUAAAAAAAGGUAACACCAUUGAUUGUGUUCUAUUGAGAGUCUUCCUGUAAGCCAUAAUGAAUUUUCAUCUCUGGGUUCCGUGCUCUUCUCUCCUAACUUUUGACAUGUUGAUAUAUUUUGAAUAUUUACAUAUUUUUAUCAUAUUUGGAAAUAUCAAUAGCAGAGUUCCAGUCCUAAAAUGAGGUAGAAUAUGUUGUUUUUCUUUACUUUUUUCCCUUCUUAUCUGUUUAUGUUAAAUGUAUUUGUUGGCCUGUUGGUAUUUUCCUUUUGCGAAUUAAUUGAGACCCAAUAUACCUCUGUUUUGAUAUAGGUAAGGAAUAUUUAGGGAUGGUUUCCUUUAUUAUAAAUGUUAUAAUCACCACUAGAGCGAGAGAAGGUAGAGGGGCAUCCUUUAUUGAGUGCACUUAGUAUGCUAGAUGCUUUACUUAUUAUUUCACUUUGUCUCCACAUCAAUUCUGUGAGGUAGGCAUGUAAUUACUCUAUUUUAUAACACUUAAAACUGAGGCUCAGAAGCAGUAGACUGUGAGUGGUUAAAAAUAUGGGCUUUGCAAUUAUGCUGGCCUGGGUUAGAAUUCCUGCUUUGCUGUGUGACCUUGGCCAUGUCACUUCACAUCUCUGAGCUCCAGUUUCCUUAUCCGUAGAAUAGGGAUAAGCAAUACCUACCUCAAUGGGCUGUUGUGAGAUUUCAAUAAGGCAAUACAUGCAAAAUGCUCAGCACAACUUCUGGCACAUGCUAAGACUCAAUAAAUAAUCACUGCUGCUAUUACUCAGAGCAGUCAAGUUACUUUUUUAUGGACCUAUGACUUGUAAGAAAAAGGGUUUGUUUUCAAAUCCAAGUCUAUUUGAAAUCUGGGUCUUUUGCUCUUUUCUGUAUAUUGCACAGGUCCAGGGAAGAAAGAUAGGGAUUUCUGAUAAUUUAGGGUAAAAAUUGAAGCAGGAACCCUCCGUUAUUUAAAGCAUCUAUGAAGAUUUUGGUUAAGAAAGAAAUAGAGUUUGUCUAUAUGUCAGAAUUGGGGAGGGGGGUGGCGCUCAACAUUCCUGAGUAUAGUUUUGUGGUUUUGAUGAUAUGUAAAGCAAAUCACUGCAUAUUAUUGGUGUUCCAGAUAUACCAGUCAUUACAAAUAACAAAAGAAAAAAAUUCCCUUAAUAGAGUAACCUAUUCCUACAGAGAAUCAAUUCUUAGAGAGUCCUCAUCUAAAAUCUAACCUCAUUUGAUGCUUCUGGUAGUACCAUAAAUUCUCACUUGAUGAUACCUAAUAAAAUUGUUGGUUUAAUUGUUGAUUGUGCACUUCGGGGGUAGUAGUUUAGAUGUUCUAAAUUUGAAGUAGGCUUAAAUGCAAUUAUUAAUUAUAAGCAUUUGACAUUUUGCUGUUCAAUUCUAGUUGAUCAAUUCAAUAAAUAUUUGUGGGAUACCUCAUAUGUGCCAGGUAUUGUAAGGUGAAUCCAAAGGUGAAUAAAGAGUAUAGAGUCCUUUUCCUCCAGGAACUCAUACUCUAGUGGGACAGACAGACAUUAAAUAGGGCAUUUUACUGUAGUAAGCUUAGUGUCUUGAUUAUUACGGGGGAUGAGAGGUGGUGCUCAUUUGGAAAUAUUUUUUAGAGGGGGAGACUGCUUGAGCCGAGACUUAUUAAAUGAAUAGGAUUUAGGAGUAACUGGAAGGCCUUUUCAAUAAAUAAUAUAUCCACAAUAAGAGGUGAGAAAUAGCAUGCAAUAUUCUGGGAAAUACAAGCAGAUUGGUAUUUCUAGACUAUAAAGUUGGAGUCUAGGAAUUCGAGGCCAGGAAUGACUUUGGAGAGUUAAUCAAGGCAGGAUAAUGGAACAUCUUGUAUGAGAGGAAACUUGGCUUUUAUUUUCAUGGAAGUCAAUGGUUUUAACGAAGUAGGUGACUUCAGUCUUUUGACUGACAUGGAUCGAUUUGAUUACAAUGUGGGGAAAAAGAUUGUGGAUGGGGACCAGUCUCUAGGCAGGUGCAUAUUUAACAGGCUGUUUCAAUGAUUGAGUGAGAAGUCAUGCAAGCUAGCAGUAGUGGGAUAAAAAGGAAGGAGAAGGAUCUAGGUAAUAUUUAGCAUCUUAAAGUAGACAGUACUUGGGUAGUAGAAUUAAGGAGACAAUAGAGUCAAGGAUGGCAACCUUUAAAUUACGGGAUAGAUGGUGGUGGUAGGUUCUGUCAGUGAAGAUAGCAAAUACUGGAGCAGGUUUCCGGGAAAAGAUUUAGCUUAGUUCAAUUCUGGUUUGAAGCACCCACAGGGUACAAUUUGGGAGAGGGAUAGCAAUUAGGCACAUGGAUAUAGACUGAAGUAUGAAUUUUCCUAAUUAGUGAAAACUAAUAUUAGCCCAUGGUUUGGUUACUUUUCUGCCCAUAUUACUUUAACAGUAGUUUAAUACCAUAUUUUGAAAACAUUCAUGUCUAAGUAAUUCUCAGUAUUUGAUCAGUGGCCUUAUUUCCUCAAUUGCCCCAUUAAAUCAAAAUUCUAUAUUGAGUUUUAUGUGCACAGGCUUUAAUAAACUCUUUGCUUAAUGGAAUCCUUUAUACUGGUCUCAGAAGUUGAAUUAAUUGAUGUGAUUGACCCACUGAUUUUUAAACAAAAAGCUCUUCAACAUUUUGUGGUAUAUCUAAUAUCAUAACUUCUGUUUUUUAAAAAAAAUCAUAAGAUUAAUGUAUGCCAUAUACUCCAGUGCCUCUAUUCUAAUGAUCUGUCUUUAUUCUGUAACCUGUUUCCUUAUAAAUAAAUAUGCUAUUGAAAAUAUUACAUACUUAUUACAGGUUGUUAGCUAAACAUUGGCCAGUUCUGCCACAUUAAUAGCUAAGGAAUUUAAUACUCCUCACCAGAGCCUUUUUGAAGACUUUGAGAUAAAUAUGCAGAUACAAUAUAUAUUAUUUUAAAAUGAUUUUGUAUAGAAUUAAUAUUUUAAAAAUAUAAUAUCAUACCCCUUGGGAUGAGGUUACCUAGAUGGGACAGUAUAGCAUAGAUAACAUCUUAAUCAGCAUAAUUAUUCUGAAAUAUUUAUUACAGAAUUCCAUCUUAAAAAUGUAAGCGCUGACUACCCAAGACACCAUAGAAUUCCAAAUGAAUGUUAAUGCUAGAAACACUUCUUCUGAGAUUUCCUGUAUGUGGAGAUUCAGAACUCCUUAGAGAGAUAUUUUUCAUCUUUCGAUCAUUGAUCCAGCAAACAUUUAUUAAGCACUUACUGUGUAUGAUGCAUUGCUGGUGCUGGGGCUCAAAAAAUAGGUUUGGGGUGUUUUCUAGAGAAGGAUGGUAUCUUCAAGGGUCCAAAUGAAUUGAUAUUUUGUGUGAGAUCGUAAUACUGCUUAUUGCAUUUAGAAGUAAAUGAGUGUGAUGUGCUAACUGUGACUUACAUCCAUUAUAGAUUAAUGAGCUGCUUCUCACCUUUUACCUCCAAGAGUUUUUCAAAUGUGUGUAAAUUUGAGGAUGUACAGUGAAACAGACAAAAGGGCAACAAGCCACUUAGAUAGGUUCUCAGAGGAUAACAUUUCCCCACAAAAUUAUUUAUAAUGCAGGAUUUGGCACUCAUCCUUGCAAGUUCUGAAACUAGAUUUGUGGCACACUUAGAGUGGAUCUGUAUCUCAAGGUUGACUGACAUUAAACAGGUUUACAAAACUGAUAUUUAAAAUCAGAAUGCCAAUUUAUGUUUAGAUAUUGAUUAAAAAUAAAGCACACACACACACACAUGCAACCAACAAACAUAGGAGCUGGAUCACUCCAGUUGGCUUGACUAGAUCAUUUUGUUCUUGUGAACUGACCUAUAUGGGUAAUCAGUAAAGGUCAUUUACUGAGCAAGGAAUCUGAAUAAAGGGAGUUAGUUAUAUAAUUCAAAUGUUUAAUGGCAUUAGACUAAGAGAACCUAAUAUAUUCAGCAUCACAAUAGAGAUAGCAUUGCUAUUUGGAUAAUUAUGGUUGAAGUCCUUUGUCCAGUUCCCUCUCCUUUUAAUGGACAUGGAUUUAGAUUCCCUAGUUCAACCAAAAUACUUCUGAGAUUCAUUUUUUUUUCCCCUUGGCUUCCUAGGCUAAAUCCCCCAGAUUCAGUCUGUAACCUAUAUUAAUACAUACAAUCAGGUUACGACGAGUUCUUUCUGGCCUGAGAUCCAUUCAUUUUCUUUAGUGUGAUUUAUAUUUCUGCUUUAAUUUGUAAAAUGUUGAUUUUAUAGCCUAACUUUAUGAAGACAAUCUUAUAGUGCCCAUAAAGGAUACUUCCUUCAACUACUAUUGCCAUAAAUUCGAACUUCCAUUCACAGAAAUCUCGACAGCUGAUGUGGUCAGCAGUUUAAGAGUUCUUAAUAUCUAUUUUAGAUGAAGAUGGAAAAUAGCACUACCACCUAGGAAAGAUCCUUAAGUUAGCUGGUGAUAUAGAGGCACUUCCAGUUUAUAGGUCAGAAGGAAAAAAAACACCAAACCAGUCUCAUGAAAUUAUUGAAGUGAUCUGACCGCAUCAAAUGAGAUUUUAUAGCAAACUGUUGUAUUUCAUGUUAGUUAGUAGGAAAGCUGUCUUAAUUACUGAGUGUGAAUUAAGUAACUUUUCAAAGCAUAUAGAUUUAUUUGUGGGCCACACCUUGAUUAUAAAGAAAUUAAUCAGGUUUUCCAGAUGUGAAUCUUUGGGGAAAAUGGUCAUAUCUCUUCAUCCCUAGCAUAUGCAUUGUAUGCAUUGUAGGAGCCCUGUAAAUAUUUGUUGAAUGAAGAAAAUACUUAAGAUUAGCAUAUUACAUAUGUCUGUUUAAAUAGUAUGCUUCUGAUCUACUUGAAAAAAUUUGGAAACUUGAUUUCUUAGUUGUUGAAAUAAUCCAAAAAUCCUAAUUUACUUGUGAUUUUCUCUGUUUGGGGAUGUGUUAUUUUUAUAAUGUCUCACUCUGAAAAAGAUUUUGUAAUCUUCAAAUUGGUCCCAAAAGCUGAUCUCUAAGUUUCUAAACAGUUCUUAUGUUUUCUGAUUCUAUACAACCAUGUUCAGUGGAAUCCACAUGAAUGUUAAUGUAGAUGUUUCCAUGACACCACCAUCAUCAUCUUCAUUACUACUAUUAAUAUCUUGAUAUAGCACAUUUAAGGUUACAGAUUUAAUUCCAUAUACUUGUAAUUUUAAAGCCAGUUCUCCAUCACUUAAACUGUUUUUAGUAGCAUGUACAAGAUGGAAUGCUUCAAUUAGCUUUUCUUAUGCACUCCAGAUAUUUUGAUGAGUGUAUAAUUAAUCAGUGUGAAGUCACGUUCUAAUAAAUUAACAUUCUGGGUGUCUACACUUUUGACGUUUUUGUCAUUGCUCUCAUUAUCAUUGAAGCUGUAGUUCUCCUUACCCUUGUCUAUGUCAGCUCUACCUACUUCUUACUAAGACAUUCAACAUGCAGGACUUGAUCUUAUUUUGAAGUGCUAGGGUACUACGUUGCUGUGUUUUCAGUUGAAUUAACAGUGAGAAUUUCUGGUUGAGUUCUAAAUAGGCAUAAUUUCUUCUACAAGUAUAUAAAACAUUUUCUUUCAUGGCCAUUUUCAUAAAUAUCCUUGUUUUGUUGUUUAAAAAUACACAUUUUAACAAGUAAUAUUUACAUAUGGAAAUAUCUUAUAGGUCUUCUAAUCAGACUUAUGCCAAUAUGCUUAUUAUUCAGAUGGUCUGAAGUAGAUGACUUUAUUUUCAAUACAUCUGUUACUUUUUAGACUGAAAAGUGGCAUUUCUAUAGUUUUUAGGGCUGAGGAUGUAUAUUUAAUUCGUGAUUGUAAAAGGUCUAUUUCUAUUAGAAAUGCUUGCUCAGAUCACCCAAAUAUCAUCUAAAGCUUGAAAAUUGAGCUAUUCAAUAAUUUUUAGGUACUAAAAAUAGGUGGUACCUAAUCAUUUUUGUGUACUGCUUUAAAAUGACUUACGCCUUAAAAACACUGACUCGAAUGUAGUAUUUGGAAAUGUAAAAUGACUUCUAUUACAUUAUUACAUUUUUGAAAACUACUUGAAAGCAGCAAUAGAUUGUGUCUGGACAUAACUGAGAAUUAUAAAAAGAAAUAUGAGAUUUUUCUGUGAGUCUGCUGUUUUUAAGUUCUCGAAGCAUGAAUUUACACACUGCCAUCUGUCUGAAUUAUGACACAUUAAUGACCUAAUGAUAGUUUUAGAUUUAAUUUUUUUUUGGAAAUAAAAACAAAAAGAAACACCCCCGUACCUCAACAAAACACAAUUUAAAAUAAAUUAUUUUUUACAUAAAUAAAUCAUAGUAAUGCUGUUUGCAUAAAGUUUUGGGGAUGCAUUUGAAUAGUUUUAGUUGGUGUUACAUUUUGAGUACAAUACCUGUAACAAAUUUGAAGAGAUAUUUUUUCAGCCAGAGAAGCUAUAGUUAACUAGACAAUUGAUUUCAUACAACUCUAUGUAUAUGAUAAUACCAUUUAUGUUUUUAAAAGCAUAUAUGUGCAUGUGUAUGCGUGUGAAUGUGUGAAAACAAAUAAUAAGAACAAGAAGGAAACGUCAAAACUUGAUAUAGUUGACUUUGGGAUAUCGGAGGGUAAACAGGGUGUUUUAUAUUUUAUUCUAAAUAGUUCUACAUUCUUUAAGUCUCUUACAAAAAAUAAAUUCAUAUAUUAUUUGUGUAAUUUAAAGAAAAGACCAAUGAAUUCAGUCAACCAUCCUCUAAAAGAAAGUAUGGAGCCAGAAAACUGAUAGUAGCUCUGAUUACAUCCAUUUAACUUUGAAAUUUCAAUAAAAUUAUAGACUCAUAAAAAUGAUCAGCUGUCAUCAAUGAUAAAUACUGAAAUCAGGCAUUUUCAUGUACAAAUGAUAUCUUCAGAUUUAUUGAAUACUAUUUUACUAUAGAUUUAGUCAAAAUAUAAGGUAUUUUCUUUUUCUUUUAUUCUUUCUUUUUUCUUUUCUUUUUCUUUUUCUUUUUUUUUUUUUUUUUUUUUGAGACAGUGUCCCGCUCUGUCACCCAGGCUGGAGUGCAGUGGCGCGAUCUUGGCUCACUGCAACCCUUCACUCCCAGGUUCAAGCAAUUCUCCUGCCUCAGUCUCCCGAGUAGCUGGGAUUACAGGCGCCCAUCACCACGUCCAGCUAAUUUUUUUAUUUUUUAGUGUAGACAGGGUUUCACUAAGUUGGUCAGGCUGGUCUCAAACUCUUGACCUCGGGCUAUCCACCUGCCUCAGCCUCCCAAAGUGCUGGAUUACAGGCAUAAAGCCACUGCCCCCGGCUCUUUCUUUUCUUUUUUCUUUCUUUCUUUUUUUUUUUUUUGAAACGGAGUCUCGCUCUGUAGCCCAGGCUGGAGUGCCGUGGCGCGAUCUGGCUCACUGCAACCUCCGCCUCCUGGGUUCAAGCAAUUCUCCUGCCUCAGCCUCCUGAGUAGCUGGGAUUACAGGCAUGCCACCAUGCCCGGCUAAUUUUUUUUUGCAUUUUUAGUGGAGACGGGGUUUCACCAUGUUGGUCAGGCGCUCUCGUACUCCUGAGCUUGUGAGCCACCGUGCCCGGCAUUGUAUUCUUUUCUUUUCUUUUCAUCUCUUGUCUUGUCUUCUCUUCUCUUUUCUUUCCUUUUCCUUUCUUCUUUCUCUCUUUCUUUUCUUCCUUUCCUUUUUUCCUUUUUCUUUCCUUUUCCUUUCCUGAGAUGGGGUCUUGUUCUGUUGUUCAGGCUGGAGUACGGUGUCACGAUUAUAGCUCAGUGCAGCCUGGAACUCCUGGGCUCAAGCAAUCUUCUCAAGUAUCUGGGGCUACAGGUGCAUGCCACCAUGCCCAGCUAAUUUUUAACAAUUUUUUUUUAGAGUCAGGGUCUCACUAUCUUACUGUGUUGUCCAGGCUGGUCUUGAACUCCUGGCCUCAAGUGAUUCUCCCGCCUCAGCCUCCUGAGUAGCUGAGUUUACAGGUGUGAGCCACCACACUUGGCUAGGUUGUUUACAGUGGCAUUUCCAAAUAAUGUUAUAUACUCUGAAUUGUUUUAUGAGUAAUAUUCAUUCAUAGCAUGAAGUGUCAUACACUAAAUAAUGUACAUAUAAAUAUUAAAAUGACAUAUCAAUAUUAAGGAGACAUUGUGGCAUCUGAUGGCAAAAGAAAUCUGAGUAGAAUGAGUUAAAACAUAGAUUUUCAAUUCUAUCUUGCAUGUAACAAACAAGUUUACUUUUAAAAAAGAGCCUUAGUCUCUUUUUCAUAUUCAUCAAUUUAAAAUUCCCUCGAAUGUUGCUAAUUUUUUACAUUAAAACUAUUAAAGAGAAACUAUUUUUAGCAAGACAAUUCUGGUAUGUUGCUAAUGGAGGUAGGACCUGCGAAAAUAACUUAAGGCCUAUAAAAGAAAGAGCAGAGCUGUGAAGUAUAGAGAGCAUAGAAGAAAGCUGGCAAGAAGAAAGAAAGAAUAAAAAUAACAGAUUCAGAAGUGGAGGACAAGCCACAGACUCCACUUGAGUUAGUAGAUCCACUGGAGAGAGCAAUAGAGCAAAUGAAAAAUAGCGUCUUUUCCUCCCCUUUUUCUUUCUUCACAAAAAAAUAAAUAAAGAGAAAUCAGAAUUUAUAAGUGAAUCAAGGAAGCUGCCUGCUUAAGUGAUGAGGAAUGUGGCAAUAAGAUUAGAAUGGUUUCUGGUAGAAGCUAAAUGAAUAAGCAUUUAGAUUCGGGAGAAAGAAGCAUACUUCUUCAGAUAUUUGAAAGCCAGGGAGUAGGAGAUGGGGGUAGAUUGGUUAAAAGAACUGGGUCCUAAGGGAUUGAUUCUAGAACAAUUAGCCAAUUAAAGCAGGAUAAAAGUUAGUGGUGCCUAGUUAUUAAGUUAUAUUAGUUAUAAACCAGUGCUAUUAUCAGUGGCCAUCUUGGACUAAUCUAUUGCUUUUAUCUUUUGCAAAAAUGAUUGUGUACUAUACUGUGUGUGUAAGAGAUAUCCUAACUGGUCGUAUUCCUAAAUUAUCGUGGAUGCGGUAAACUUUGAUCUUGCCCCUCAGUUGUCUUUUUACUUUAGUUUAGUGGGAAAGGAGAUUGGAAGGGGGUUAGGGAGACUGUAAGGCUGCCAGAAAGAACUUUCUCUGCUUUUUUUCCCCCUCUUGGGAGAUGGCAAUGAAGAAGGAACUUGAUAUUGAGCAGAUGAGAUGAGGUUUUGCAUCCAGUUUUUGUCCUCUGAUCGCUGGUUUUUCCAUUUUCCUCUCGAAGUGUCUAAGACACAGGCACUGAGGGUUCCAGAAGACUUUCUUGAGAUCAUACUCUGUUAUUUAGAAGGCUCAGGUUGGCUUUUACCCAUUGAGACAUUUUUAAAAAAUUAAUCUGCUUUAAUACUGUAGUAAAAAUUUAUCAGUUGUGAGAUAAACUUUACAUGUGUAUCAUUGUUGAAGAAAAGGUUUACUAAGCCCAUAAAUAACAAUAAUAAAAAGAUCAGGGUAUAUGUUUAACUUGCUUAAAAAAACAAAUUUUAAGUCUACUAAGAAUACCAUUUUAUUUGUAAGGUACUUUUUUCAAAAUGCUUUUACAUCUAGCAUAGAAUGUGCUGAUCAAAACUUGAGCUUAAUAUUUAUGCAACCAGUGUCAGAGUAAUCUACUCUUUUUGAUAGUACUUAGCAUUACUGGAAAAUAGUGAAUAUUUAUUUUAUUUAUUUAUUUAUUUAUUUAUUUAUUUUUUCGAGACGGAGUCUAUCUUUGUCGCCCAGGCUAGAGUGCGGUGGUGCGAUCUCGGCUCCACUGCAACCUUCGCCUCCCGAGAAGCUGAGAUUACAGGUACCUGCCACCAUGCCUAGCAAAUUUUUGUAUUUUUAGUAGAGACUGGGUUUUACCAUGUUGGUCAGGCUAGUCUUGAACUUCUGACCUCAAGUAAUCUGCCUACCUCAGCCUCCCAAAGUGCUGGGAUCACAGGCGUGAGCCACCGUGCCUGGCCAGUAAACAUGUUUUUAAAAAUUACAGAAUUGAGCAAGUUUUCCUGUUUCUCUCCCUCUGUGGUAUAUAAAGAAGUGGGACCUAAUAUAUGUCAAAUGUGAGGCCCCUAGACAGAUAUUUUAUCUCUUGGAAGCUCAGCUUUAUUUGUAAAAAGGGGAUAUUGCUCUCUGUCAGAGGAGUGGUAAGCAUUAGACACAAUAUAUGUAAAGCUUCCAGAACAGUGACUGGCUCAUGGUAAGUUAGCCAGAAUGAUAGCUCCUAUUUUAUUGUUAGAUAAAAAGAAUAUGAGAAAAAAGUUGAAUUACAUAAUAACUAAGAAACAGGUCCCACAAACAUAUAUCAAAUAGUCUUCUAGGAAGGACAUGCUUUUAGUCCGCUUUUAAUCAACAAUAAUUUUAAAAAUUAGUCCAAAGCAUUGCAUGGAACAUAACAUAUCUGGAUCACUUACUGAAUAUUUCUGCUUUUCAUCUGUUUGAGUGCUGUCAGGUAGACAGACUCAGAAUUUUUGUUUGAAAAGAAAUGUGUAUGCAGAUAUGAGACAAUUAUUAAUUCUGUUGUAUUCAAAUCAAUUACUGAAGAAAUGAAAGUAAAAUUACCUAAUUAAAUUGAAUCACACAUAAACCUACUCUGUUUGUGACGGGUAUAAUUGAAAUGGUAAUUAAGUGGUAGUAAUGCAUUUCAUUUGAGGAUGGCAAUUCAGAAGAUGUGUUUGCUGGCAGGUCUUGGCUGCUUGGUGUACCUCCCUAGGUGACCUUGUCCAGAGUGAGUUUUUAGGAUGGACUUAUUUACUUGUAUAACUAGAUGUGUUGGUGAAUGAAUUCCUAGUAUAGCUCUGAAAUUUUAUUAAUUUCCAUACUUAUGGUGCUCUAUGUGUUAUAUUAAAUUCAUGUCUCUGUUGCAUAUCUGGAAUUCUCAGAACCACAUAUACAUACCCCAGCAGUGUUCUUUUUUUCUCUCUUGUGUAGAAUCAAGGAGAAAACAGAAUAUUCAGUUUAAAAGGAUUUCACAUUAGAGUACACAUAAACAGACAUUUUCCUGAGUGAAGUUUCACCUUUUUUGGGUCAGAGUUACUAUUGUCAUAGGCACAGGACAGUCGAUCCCUAAUUCCAAAUGAUCUUUUUUUUUUUUUUGGAUGCCUUUAUCACCUCCUAUCCUGUUUUAUCAUUGCUUAAUUUCUUGAGUACAUCUUAUCUCCUUUGUGUGACUGGAAACUCCUUGAGGGCAGGGAAAAUGACUUUGUAAUCUCUGCAGCCUGAGGGUAGCAGACAGAAUAUGACUUUUAGCACCUAACCGACUGGGAUAGUAUCUUUCCUAUGCUGUGUUUUAGUUACCUCAUUUGUAAAAUAGGGAAAGUUAGUGCUUGUCUCUUGGAGUUGUUGUGAGGGUUAAUAAACUUAGUAAAGCUUUUAUCACAGGGCCUAAUACAUUUUAAGAAAUAAUUUAAGAAAUAUUCAUUUAUCUUUUCCACAGAAGCUAACACAGUGCCUUAUACAUAGUAGUCUCUCAAUUAAGAAGAUUUGCUGUUUAUUUUAAAAUAUAUUGUGAGUUAAUAUCCCUAUGUGUUGGUUAUCUGAUUGACUGAAUGCAUUAGAGACGUCUCUCAGUUAUUCCAGACAUUAUUAUUCAGAUUAACCCCACAGGUUACUUCAGUUAUGCUAUCUGUGUUGAGGAUACCAGAGACCAAAUCACCCAGCUAGUCUUACCCAGAAGGCAGUUUUAAAAUAAAUGCUCUAACGAUGGCUCUAGCUUAGACAACUUUUAACUCUUUUCUCAACACUCAUUCAAACAAUACUACAUUGGACUAAAAGCUUCUCAAGUACAUGACUUCAAAAGCUUCACAUGGCUUCAAAAUAUACAUCUUUUCAGCCAGUGUCACUCUAGAAUUUAGAGAUGGAUUUUAUAAAACACUUUAAGGGAUACCUAGAGAAUCUUGAAAUGUAUAUACAAACAGGUCAGAGGUAUUAUUGGAAAAUCUUAAAGAUACAAUUUAAAAGUUAGUGUUACUAUUAUUAUUUUGAGUAAUGAAUAUUUCUGAUCUUUAUGAUCCAAAUCUUUCAAGUCAUAAAUCAGUCAUUUAGUAGAUAUACAUGAAAAUGACAUGUAAUUCUAAUGUUGUUUUUAAUAAACUUUAAUCCAGUAGCUAAAUCUCAAAGAUCAUUUAGAAUCCUAUGAAUCAAAUGGCUCUCCCUUAAAACUGUUAAGACAGUUCUGUUGAUUCCAGAUUGUGAGCCAGACCUCCAUUUUCUUAGAGGAGUUGUGAUAAUUAUCACAUUUGUCUACAAUUAUUGUAACAGUACUUGGGUUCAUAUACACAAUCUUUACAAAAGAUAUUUCCCCCAGUUUUAUCCCAACAUUUACAUUCCCCCUCAGUUGAAUUCUUACUAGAAAUAUUUGCUUAAAUAUGUCCAAGCAAUUUGUUACAUGAGCAAUCAUUAUCUAGUUUUACAAGCAUUUGUUUGUAAUCAUUCCUAUAGCUGCAAGAAAUAAGGCAGUAUAUUUAAUAGCUUGAAGAAUACCAUGUAUUCUCUUUGUUUACAUUGUAACAGAUCAUCUUCUUAAGAAGUAAUCUUUUAUUGUAUCUCUUUCACUGUUUUCUUUAACGUUACAAAAAAAUUUUGUGUUAUUUGGAAGCUCAUGAAAUAUAAUUUGCUUGGCGUAUGGUUCUGUGAAUUAAGCCCAUAAUAUCUAACUGGCAUAUAUAGGAAAGCAAUGUACUUAAUCCUAACUGAACUGAAAAUUCAAGCUUGUAUCCAUAUAUUUUUAGUAGCAAUUUAAUGAUAAUCAAGUCAUAUGCAUUUAUGUGCCAAAAAGAACUGUUUGUGGUAAUCAAUCUGUAAUUUUCUGUUUGACAUUUUUUUCCUUUGAAUUACUGUAAAAUACUUUCAGCUACUAGUAAGAUUAUUUUAAAUCACAAUUAAAAUUGAUUUUUCCCUGCUUGGGUGGGUCUUAAGGUUGGUGGGGAACUUCAGUGCUCCCCCAAAUGCUUCCUUUUCAAGUGUGAAGUUUACGGAUAUUUUGGAUCUUACUGUGUUCUCAGGAUCAUGUCUCUAGGUAGGCACAGCUUUGAUGACUGAUGUCUAUUAAUUGUGUUUGUCAGUUUAUAACAAAGCAUUUAUUGCUCUAAAAUGCUCUCAUGCUUUGGUAUUUUGACUUCUUUCCUGCCUGUGAGAGACCCUAGCUUAGUGAUUAGUUUUUGUUUCUGAGUUUCUGUUUUUACCAAGUGUUUUUAUUUUCUAGAUUACUGGCUAUUGGGAUAAAGGAAAUGAUCCAGUUAGAGGACAUCAGAAAACUAGAAGCUUUUGAUAGAACAACAAGAUCUAGUGUCCCUAUCUAAAGAGAAGAAAUAGAGAAGGUGUGCCUUCAUUAGAAGUGUUACAAUCAAUAGCUGCCAAUUACUUAGUGAGCAGAAAACAUCUGGUACUCACCUUCAUCUAUUUGCAGCCUGUAUAUCUUUAUGUACAGGUCCUCUUCUCUCUUUCUCAGUUUAUUUCUUUAGAUACUGUAGAUGCUUUCAUGACUUUCAACUCUGCAUCUAGCACUGUUUCUUUCCUCAAAGGAAAUCCCACAUCCAGUCUAUCAGAAAUCCUUGGCUCUGCUUCUAAAAUACAUCCUGAAUUUAAACAAUUCUCACCAGGCCCGCUACUGUAACUUUAGUCUAUCAUCAUUUCCUAGUACCUUAAGCCUAAAAUAUUGCAACAGUUUAACCGGUCUUCCUGCUUCCAUUCUUGCUUCUCUGUAGUUUGUUUUCCACACAAUAGACAGAGCCUGACUUUCUAAAACCCAAAUCAGAUCAUAACAAUUCAUUGCUUUAAACACAAAAGCUUUCCACUGAAACUAGAAUACAACUAAAAUUCCUUUCCAAAGUCUGUAAGGUCCUAAAGGCUGUGGCCCUGCCUCCAUCUCUGACUUCCUCUUCUCUAUUCUUUCCCUGUUCACUGAACUUUUAAUACCUCUUCCCUUUUUCUUUUCCGGGACAUGGCAAGUUCGUUCCUGUCUAAGGACCUCUGUACUUGCUGUUUCUUUGGUUUGGGACACGUUUUCUUCCUUGUUUUGCAUGAAAGCCUCCUUCUUUUCUUAUUUCCAUUUAACUGUCGCCUCCUUGGCGAGGCUUUGCCUGAGCAUCCUAGAUAAAUAAGCCCCUCUCCAGGCAUUCUAUGACAUUAUCCUGUUUUAUUUUCUUUAUUAUACUUAAUAGUAUCUGAAUUUACUUAAUUUGUGUAUUUAUCUCUUCUCCCAACACACAGUUGAGGAACAUUUGGCUUGUUCAUUCAUGUAGUAGGGCCAGGAAUGUAAUAGACAAUAAAUGUGAACUCACAGAUGAACUGACUCCUUGUUCUUUCCCUUCCAUAAAUAGAAUUCUCUGUGUGUGUCUAUAAAGCAAACAAAGUGUUUUACACUGUAGUGUUCAUUCUAAACCCUCUAUUUUAGAAACCUGUACAUUGAGGCGAAAGUCACAUGGGGAGAGAGUAGUACAACAACGAUUAAAAAACCUUAUCUUGGCCAGAUGUGGUGGCUCACGCCUGUAAUCCCAGCACUUUGGGAGGCCGAGACGGGUGGAUCACCUGAGGUCAGAAGUUCGAGACCAGCCUGGCCAAAAUGGUGAAACUCCGUCUCUACUAAAAAUACAAAAAAAAAAAAAAAAAAAGAAAAAAAAAUUAGUGUGGUGUGGUGGCCUGCACCUGUAAUCCCAGCUACUCUGGAGGCUGAGGCAGGAGAAUAGUUUGAACUUGGCGGGUGGAGGUUGCAGUGAGCUGAGAUCAUGCCACUGUACUCCAUCCUGGGCGACAGAAAGUGAGACUCUGUCUGAAAAACAACAACAACAACAACAAAACCUUAUCUUCUGACUCUUGGCUUGGUGUUCCUUGCUUUACAUGAUACACUCUUAUGUUUUGGGGUGAGGCCCUGUAGAAGUAGUUAAGAGUACUGAUUUUCAUAUUACAUAGACCUGGUUUGGAGUCCUGGCUGUGCACCCUACUUUUGGGUUAAGCCGUAAGGGAUUACUGACACUCCAUUGUUUUUCAACCUAAUAGCUGUGUGACCUUAGGAAUGUUCCUUAGAUUUCCUAAAUUUAGUUCCUUCAGCUGUAAAAUGGUAUAAUAAUAAUAAUACUUGCCUUAAGUUUUGAAGAAAUAAAUGUAACAAUUGCAUAGAGCACUUAGCUCAUUUUUUGGCACGUUUGCUGUUGUGAUUUAUAGACUGCAAAUAUUUGCAUAUAGCUUUUUAAUAUUUAUUAGAUAAGGCUUCUAGGGUUUGAAAAUUAAUGAAUACCAACCCCAUUCUAAAGUUACCACUUGCAUUCUAGGAAAUACAUUUGUUUUGCCUUGUUUUAAGAUUUAGAAUACCUUUUUUAUUAAACAGACAAACAAAACAAGUUUGCAUCCUCACAUUUCACCAUUUCACAAAUCUAUUGUGGUAUUUCACAAAUCUAUUUUAUUUUAUAAUGGUAACUUUAUUUAGCUUUUUCUAUUUGCUUUUAUAUUAUACUUAAUAGUAUUUUAAUUAUUAUGGUUGAUCAUCAUGGUAAUUUAAUAGCCUCUUAGGAAGGGAAAUGCUUUAUAAAAACAAUCAAAUCUAAUUUCUUUAGUUCCUAGGAUAUUUUGGAAAUACAUGUAUUCUUAAGUUAGUUAAUUGGGUGGAAAAAUUGCAGUUAUAAUUCUUUAGAAAAGAAUGUUGACAUAUCUAACCAAAAAUUCUGAUGAUAGAUAGGACUUAAAGAGAAAAUGUAAACAAGUGUGUUAUUGAUUUCAAAUUACUUUUAUUUGGGUUGGAUUAGCUGUCUUUAUGCUAGGACUAUUUGUGUGUAAUAUAGAUCAAAUAAGGUGUUCAGAAUGGGAUGAACUAUCUGGAAGGAAGUGGUGUUAUCUAUACUACUACAGCUGGAAAAUAUGACAAUUACAAACUUAAUUGAUCAAUACCGUAUCACAUCAUUAUUCAAUGAUUAAGGACUGCUAGGUGAAACUGACAUAAUGGGGUUUUCUUUUUGGAAAAUAGUAUCUUAGUUGUAUUGGUAUUCCACUGGAUAUUUAGUAAAAGUGCUAUUUACUGAGAACAUCCUUAGGAUUUAGAAAGAGAACUAUGUAGUUUUAUAGUUACAGAGAUUCUGGUGCAGAUUUGGGAAGAGGUUUGAAAUUAGUAUGUAAAGUCAGAACAGCAUGACCUCAACUAAUGUACUGUUUGCCCUUGACCCCUUCUCCACAACCUGCCACUAAUGAAAGGUCUUUGAUAAGUGUAACUGCCUUAUACCCAUUUUAUUUACAGUUUUCAUAGCUAAUGAAUAAUAAGAAAAUUCCACCAGGACCUGAUUGUUUACCUCUCUAAUAGCAAUUUACAAAUGGUGUAUGCUGUGGCUGUUACAAACCGUGUCCUGUAAUAGCAUUUGAUGUAAGUAGCUGCUCACCAUUCCAUAUUGUGGUUGGAGCUGGAGAAAUAGAAAAUUGGUCAUUUCCCGGCAGAUAGCAGUAACUUUCAAUUCAGUCAGAAUGCUGUAUGGGCUGUGAUAGGUUUAUAAUUAUUACCCAAAGAUUGAUGGUUUUUUGGUGUGUGUAAAUUUGUGCAGCAGUAAUCCAUUAAGAAAUCAAUAAUCAUUCCAUUCUGAUGUGUAGUUCCUAUUCACUGUUAUAAAUGUGUACCGUGAGCUGAAACCAAUGUGUUUUGCUUUGUUUUUUGAAAUUGUAUUUGACAGUAUUGGAAAUGAGGAAAUUAUUAUAAUAUUUUUUCUUCAAUCAAAUUUCUUUUUCUUUGUGUUCCCUUGUACCAUAUGACGUACCUAUUGCAAGUCUGCAUUUUUCUUUGAAAAAUUUUAUUUAAAACUAUUUCAAAUGUUUCUGUCUCCUUUUUACCAUCAUUUACUUUGUUGUUUAAUAAUUACAAAUUAUUUAUAAGCUUAAAGCAUCUCAGUGUUUCUUUCUGUAAUCUGGAGGUGAUUUAUUACCAACUCUAUAUGGUCAGGAAAGUAGGAAAUUCUUCUCUUGUAAAAUACAAUUUUAACCUUAAAACGAUAAUCUCAUAAAAAACAACUCUAAUGUUUAUUUAUUACCGGUACCUCCUAGGAUGCCAUUGUGGGAAGCUAGGAUUAAGGCAGCAUUGACCCUACUCUCAAAGGAGCUUAGAUUUUAGAGAAAGAAAGGCAGAAAUCAACACACAUAACAUAAGGGUGUGAAGAAAUGGGAAAAGUGGUAGGGGAAAUGUCAACCCUGAAACCAUCCAUUACGUAAGUUCUGAACUGGAACUUUGGUGUUAUGGCAUGAUAGUGCUAGGGAUGAUGGGGUGUGGGUGAUAAACUUCAUCCCACAGGGGAUGUGGCCAGCAUUACAAAAUUCUGACAUAGUGUGGGGCUAAAGAGCAGUCUAAAUAGAGAUUCUAGGUAAAAAUGAUAUAGGAACAUAGUAUAAAGUUAAAACGGUAGAGAAAGAUAUAACAUGAAAAGUAAAAGCUCCACCACUCAAGUACCCUAGUCCUCAGUUUCCUGUGCUACCAAUUCCUUAAUUAUCUUUCCAUAAUUUUUUGGUAUAUACUAGUACAAAUCAUGUGUCUACAUAUUUUGUUUCCUUUCCUAUUAAUAGUACAAAUAGGGUUGCAUGGUACAUACUUGCCCUAUGACUCAAUUUUUCAUUUAGGAUUUUUUUUUAAUACCAACGUUGUUCUUGGGUGCAUAUAAUACCUUUAUACACUGAUGAUACAUGGUGAUUUAAUUUGCUCCUCAUUCACUGUUGGACAUUUAGGUUGUUUCUAUGUUUUUGUUAUUAUGUAGACAUUGUUUCAGUGAUAUUCUUGUUCAUUCAUUUACCUUCUUUACAUCCUUAGGAUAACUUAGCUGUGUAUUUGCUAUGUCAAGAAGUCUGUGCAAUGAAUAUUUUAGUAGAUAAAGUGUGGCCAAAUUGCUCUUUGGAAAGUAUAACAAUUUACACUACAACUAGUAAUAUGUGAGUGUCUGUUUUCUCCCCUUGACAAAAAUGCAUUUUAUCCAUUUUGGUUCAUCUGAAUGGGGGAAGAUGGUAUCUACGUAUGUUUGACAUUUCUUAAUUACGGUUUUUUAAACAUAAUUUCAAAUGUUUGUUGGUUGGAAAUUCUGUAUUUAAUUUUUGUUCCUGAAGAAUAUUUCUGCUUCAGUGUCUGGGAGAAAUUAUAAUUAAAAACUCUAUUAGGAACUAGGAGAAAGAGAGAAAAAAGAUUUUAUUCGUGAUUCAUGAUUUGAGGCAUAUUUAUUAAAGGAUAAUGGCAGGGAAUGGAUGAUUUGAUGUUAAGUAGAAAUUUUCAAAUGUUAUACACUCUAGAACAGAAGAUGUGACUUUUAUUUCUGUAUCUGCUCUAAUUUCACUAGUUAUCUUGGUAAAUCACAUAAGAAACCCUUCCAAAGUAUUUAGCAUAGCAGUUCAAUGAAGUUCAGGGGUUAAUGAAAUCUGAAUUCUUAUAUCAAGAAACCUUGUCAUCCAUAUAGCCAUUCUAUUAGGGGAAAAGAUUGUGUAUCUAAUAAGAAGUAGCAAACAAAGAAUACAGAAAGAAAAAUAAACCUUUACUUAAAAAUUAUACAAUUAAUUACAUUUAAGUUGCUAGGUGAGGUAUAAGGGAAUAGAUACCUUGUGCAGGAUGUAAGGAAUAAGGACCUGAUUUCUUUUUCUUUCCUAUUUCAAGACUGGUAGAGAACUCUGAGUUUGUCAAUUGAUUAGCAAGUUGAAUUCCUUGGAAACACAUAGGCAAAGCCUACCCUUGAGAAAAGAUGAAACCUGGUACUUUGUUGUUGUUGUAUACUUAUUCAGGAAAUAAGUUGUAUACUUAUUCAGGUUUAGACUCACCCUGUACUUUCUACACAUGGGAAACUGAAAUACUCUUGAGAGCAGAGAAAGUUCAUUGCAUGACAUAUCCACUUGUACGUGAAAAAUUAUGCAUCCAAGUGUGUCGUGUAGUUUUGUAGCUCCUGGUCUGUCCCGGGAACGGGAUGGUUUGCAGACUGUUAGAGAGUAUGCUGAAGGUUACCUAGGACCUGGGUUUGUUCUUUGACCUAAAGAUAAUCCCUAGGCAGAAGGCUUGUACCUGUAUCCCUUUCCCCCUUCUGCACAAUGGCAGUUUCAUGACAGAGCUGAUUGAUCUUCUUUGCUUUUUGCCUGUAAAAUCACAUUUAAAAAUAUCAGGCUUCCAAGUUCUUUUGUGUGGCUGUGUGUGUGUGUGUGUGUGUGUGUGUGUGUGUGUGUGUGUGUGUGCGCGCGCGCGCGAGCGCAUGUGUGCGUGCACACAAGGACAUGCACCCAUGCCAUUCAUCUCACUGAAAAUAAUCCUUGAAUCAGUUACUUAAAAGUGACCCCAAAGGUCAUUUAGAACAACUUCCUUAACAAAGCAAGAAUAUCCUUGACAGCAUGCAUGACAGGUGGUCUCUGGGAUUUUGCUUGACUGCUUCAAGUGCUAGAGGAAAGGAAGUUUACUGUUCCAUUGCUGAUCAGCUCUAAUUCUUAGAAAGUUCUUCCUUAUAUUGAGCCCUCAUCUGCCUGUCUGAAAUGUCACUGCUUUUUUUUUUCACUAAGACUCAAGCUAAAUAUCUCACAAGUUUUAGAUGCUUUGUUAUGUAUUAGUGCUUGUAGAGCAGGCUUUCAUGUAGGUUUUUAGAGUGUUUUGCAUUGGCCCUUGUAUUUAGAAUACUAUCAUCAUUUCUUCUGAGGAAUGAUGCUCUAGGUGUAGUGCUUAACAUAUAUAUUAUGUCUUUUUCCACCUUUGUACCAACAGCUGCAAGUAAAGCAUGUUAAGUAUGGUAAAUAACAAAACCAAACCAAACCAAACCCUGAAUUUAUUUUCAAUAACUUGUAUCUUAUUGUUACUUUUAAGCACUUUACUCUUUUAAUUUAUUUAUUUAUUUUAUUAUUAUACUUUAAGUUCUAGGGUACAUGUGCACAACAAGCAGGUUUGUUACAUAUGUUUACAUGUGCCAUGUUGGUGUGCUGCACCUAUUAACUUGUCAUUUACAUUAGGUAUAUCCUUUUAAGUCUUUUAUUCGACAAUUCAAAUAACUUAUGGUUAAAAUAAAAUUUUGUACAAAAACUAUGCCUAUUUUGGAAACAGAAAUCCAUUGCUUAUGUUUCCAUUUACAUAUACAAUUUUGACUUUGUGCAUAGAAUUUUGAGCAGAUACUAUAAAACCUGAUGCUUUGAGGCUUAAAAGUAGGACAUAAAGUGAAGAAGGCUAUAGGGAGAUGUUACAAAACUCACAUGAAGGAAGUAUGAUCAUCUUUCAGGAUUUUACUUUGCUUAGGUUGUGGAAAUUCAUCACGGUUUUCCAGCUGACAUUUCUUAAGAAAGAUUCCUAGGUGAAAAAGAUAAUAUGGAGUCUACUGAAAGUGGUUGUAGGCAUCCACAUUUCUUCCUCUGAGGAUAUUAGCAACACUUGAAUUAGCUUAUGACUUCUUAUUUCUCCCUUGCCUGAGUGGCAGUUUUACUGUGCCUUUAUUGGAUUUACUGUUGUAAUUGGAUAUGGAAUUGUGCCGGGAAGCAUAUAUUUCAAUAUGUGCACCUUAGCAAUCUAAAUCGUUAGGAUGGUGACUCACUCACAUUUAACAGGGAAAUUAGCUGGCUUCGUCUUUGUGUGAACAUUUGAGGAGGAGCUGACCCUAGCUGCAGAAAUAUCACGUGUUCCAGGUCACCUGUGGCAAAAUCUAGCCAUGUGAAGGAUUGGAGUUUCUUUUGAUUAUCUAGGCUAGAUUUUGUCAUCCACCUCUUUACUUUAGUUUGGAGAAUUAUUUAAGUAGGAGAAUCACUGGCUGAGAAAUGAUUGGAUAUAAAUUUAAGAGCUAUGUUAGCCCAUUUAAUUAUGUCACUGCAGAUUUGGUAAGAGUGUUUCAGCAAGGUCACGUAGUACUUUUCUGGUCUGCCAUCAUGGCAAGAGACAUUAUGAAAUUCUUAGGAAAGAAUAAUCCUUAAAACCAAUUUAUUUUUAAAAUAGUUAUGUCAUAGGGUCUUUUUCUCAAACUUGCUUGAUCGUAAGAAUCAUCUAAGAUACUUGAAAAAAAUAAACAGUCCCAGACCUCAACUCAAGUAUACUGAAUCAAACAAAGUGUUCAAGGGAGGAGGAGCCUGCGACUCUAAUUCUGAUAAUCAGGCAAGUUUAGGAAAUACUGUCAGAUAGUAUAUGUGCAGGGACUUGGGAAAGAAAAUAGUGGUUGCUCCAAGGAGCUAAGAUAUUACAGCAUUUUACCAUCAAUCACUAAAAUAGUCUCUGCUUUUCAGAAGAUGGUAGAAGAACGUGACUGAACUGCAUCUUUAGGGUUGGGUGGUAGGCAGGGAGAGUUGUAGCUCUUCUCAAGAAAAAACUAAAAAUGUAAGCAUAUAUGCAUAAUUUUAUUAUUGUGGUUUGCCCUCUCUCUCUGUCUCUCUGUCUGUCUUUUCUUUUCCUCUACCUGCCUUUGAUAAUUUUUCCUUUGCUUGGCUUUCUAGGUCUUUUUGAUUGAGAUGUUUUAUAAAAUCAUGUGAAUAUUUUCACACUGUAUUUUAUUACACUCUCUAUUAUUUAUUUCUGCACUUCUCUCUCAGUUGUAUUCCUUCAGCCUGUUGACACAAAAUAGACACAUGUUCCUGUUUCAGCCAGGGAGUUUGUGCAUCUGUUGACACUUCAGAAAUAAUCAGUUUAGAUUUCAACAGCUGAUUAGUGUGCUGUUCUAACCAAACUGAGAAGGAACUCUUCAGAAUGGAAACAGAUAUUAUUCUAUUUAGUUUUUUGUACAAAUAUGUAAUAAUGGCCAUUUUAAACCAAUGCUGUGGUUAUAAAAGGCCUUUGCUGAAGUUUUGUUUUUCUUUAUUGUACCUCAAAGAGGCUAUCAAAAUGUUUAGUGACCAGUAUUCCACAAGUUGUAAUAUGCCAGGGGUAAUCACAAACAUUUCAUAAUGGUCCUUGUAUUUAUAGCAACUCAAUGAAUGUUAGAAAGAAUAUUGGUAGAAUUCCAGGAAUAUCAUACAUGAUCUGCUAACAGUUUCAGAACUCCAGCUUCCACAUUGAAUUACUACUGAAUGUAAGAAAUAUAGCUAAUGGUAUCAGUGUAGCACCCAAGUACUGAUUUGCCUAAGAUAGGAAGCCAUAUCUCCAUGAGCUGGAGCCAAAAGGAAAGAAGAGCUCAACAUUUUAAAUGCGCUUGUACAAAUACUUACCUGGUUGACCUUAUAUUUCUCCAACAGUCUGAAGAAAUAGAUCAGAAAUAGGAUCAGGGAGCAUAAUAGAAUCAGUAGAAAUAUUAUAUAAUAGAAACGGAAUCAGAAAGCAUAAAACUAGUUUCUAGAAAAGAUCCUAUAGGAUAACUAUUAUGCAUCUUGAUCAGUCAGCAAGUAUCUAUUUAGUACUUUAUGAAAAAUAUUGUGUAUAGGACAGAGAAGAAGAAUGCAUUUUUUCCUUUAAAGAGAAUCAGAUUUCACAGUUACAUCAUACAUAAAUAAAAAAAUUAAAUAGCAGUUUAAUAUUUUAGAUGGGAGUUUGAGACAUUAGGCAAACAUAGUAAAAUUAUUUUCAUAUAAUUAAAGUACAGCAGCUUGGGCAACAUGGCAAAACCCUGUCUCUACAAAAAAUACAAAAAAUUAGCUGGGCGUUGUGGCACGUACCCGUAGUCCCAGCUACUUGAGGGGCUGAGGUGAGAGGAUCCCUUGAACCCAGGAGGUUGAGGCUGCAGUGAGCCAAGAUCUUGCAACUGCACUCCAGCCUGGGUUACUACGAGACUGUCUCAAAAAUAAAUAAAUAUAUAAAGUGCAGGAUAAAGUGAUUUCUUAGGACUAAUUGUAGGUCAUCUGCCUUCCAGUUAGAGUUAUAGAAUUAAUCAUUGCCUUUCUGUAGUUUUGUCACCUACUUCUAUUACAAAAAUUUGUUUGCCAUUCUUUUUUCUGAAUGACUCCCCUUACCUGAGGAAUGCAGUCUAAUAAGCUCUUUAGCAUUUUAUACUACAGCCUUUACUAAACAGCCCAAUCUAUCUUUUUGUCUUCAUCUCCUGAAAUUCCUUUUCACAUAUACUGUGCUUCAGCCACAGAUACUUGCCAUGUCUUGAAUAUAACAUAUUCUUUCAAAUUGCCUUUUCUUUGCAUGAAUCCUUCUCCUUUCCUUGGAUUUCUGUACUUUUUCUCAACCAGGAAAACUCUCAAUCCUUUUCAAAGGUCCAGUGUAACUGCUUAUUUGAAUUUUUAGUUAUUCCCCAUAUUUCUAUAGCACUGAGUAUGUACAUGUAUCUAUUAUAGUAUUCACCACAUUGUAUUGCUAUUGUUUUAUGUCUUUGUCUCCCAUAUUAGAUUUUGAGCUCCUCUGGGGCAGACUAUGUCUUGUUCAUCUGUGUACUUAUAAUUUUGCCACUGUACCUGGCAGAGAAUAGGUGUACCACUUCCCAUUGUUUUAUGAACAAAUGACUAAAAGGAGAGUGAAUGAACUUUCAUGAAGUGGAUGGGAGUAGGAACUGGCCUUGAAGAAAGAGAGAUGGAGUUGGCUGCUUUACCUGGGGAAUGAAAAGAGGGAGAGACCUGGGCUCACAUAACAUGUAGUCUGCCUUCAACAGCAAAUUCUUUUCUCCAAACAAACAGAUACUAUCUCACUAAAGUCGAAUAAGUGAGACUGCUUCUUUCUUUGCCAGGUACUUACUGACUACUAACUAAUUAUUUUUCUUCUCCUUCAAGAUUGCUAGUAAAGGCCAAUUUUAAUCUGAUAUCACAUGCCCUUAUGCACACAGGAUGUGGUAGGGAUCCAUAUAUGAUGGUGACCUCUGAACCCGAGUCUGUAGAGAAAGCCUUGCAUUCAGUACCCAAGUCCAUUCAUCUUGGCUUCAGGCAUAUUCUUAUAACUCAGAGCUGACUAAGAUGGAUAUGUCUGUAGCUGUGCCUCAUCAUAGGGUAGAGUAUUAAUACACAAAAUUACUAGGGACUUCCUUAUGUGUGUCAUCUGUAACAGAAUAACAACAGAACAGUGGUACAUCCUUUCUUUUUUUUCCUCCUUCUCAUGUUUCUUGUCUCCCACACUUUCAUCUCUUGUUUAUGCUGGCUCGCAGCAUUAGAUUUUUUAUGAAACUUCCUCUGACUAAAGUUAGGGAAAUUUGUUUCAUCUCAGUCAUUUGCUCUUUGUCGAGCUGACCUAUUUCAUUAAAAAAAAUGAGGUUGUGGUAGGAUGAGUACUUAGAAUGCAGGAAGGGGGCAUGCCACCAGUGCCCUAGCAAAGGUUAUACAGAUAGGGCUGGCUUUAGAGAAUUACCUAUGAAUUGUUUUGGGGCCCCUUUUACUAUUCUUUUUUUCUUUCUUAGCACUUCCAUUUGCAAACCCACUUCCCUUGUGGUACUUGCUUGUUGCUUCACUGUCCUGCUCAGUCCUGCCUGCCUUUCAGGGUUGCGUGAUUCUGAUACGUGUCUUCACAAUCUUUCUUUAUUCAAACCAAAACCUGUCUGUGGACACUAGGAACCCUUUCCCCAGCUUUCCAUCCUGUCAUAGAACAAUUCAAGUAAAUGAAUUCAAGCUAAGGUUUUUGAGACUGACAUAGUUUAAUAGAUUACUGUUGUUUUAUAGUGGCAUAAAUGCUUUAAUAGAGAUGUCUCUAGAAAUUGGUUCCCAAGCCAUAGUAGUAAAUUUCUGAUAAUGGAGAUUUCAGGUACCAGAUUAUGCUGGAGGGUAUGGAGAAGAAGUUUGGGAGAGUGAUUAUUUUUCUUUUGUUUUCUGUCAAAUUAAUACCAUUAAAGUAACUGUCUUUGCAGCCCAAAGGUAGUACCAGACCUGAGUAGAGACUCUUUUUUCACAAGCACAAAAUAUUAGCACUGAUGACUGACUUUGUAGUUACAAAAGUGUUAGAGAAUAUUAGAAUCUGAAAGUGACUCUUUGGCCAUUCGUUGACCCUGUUCCAAAAAUUUUUCUGGGAAAAAAAGUUUUAGGUGGCAUCUGUAAAGCUAAACAAGAACUUUGAUUAAUAUUCUUUCAACUGCCUUUUCAGUUUGUUAGAGUUAGUGUUUUUUACUUUUGUUUUGUUUUAAUAUAAGGAACUUCUAGUUAUAGUUUUACAAAUAUAGAACACAUUUACAAAUGUCUUUAAAUACCACAUAACAUAUACUCGAUAGUCUUAGAACAGAGCCCUCCACCUAGCUAGUCUCUUCUGGAUAAGCAGUUCUCAGUCAUGUGUAGUGUUGAAAAGGUGUGCUCAUUUAAUUAUUUCCACAGUUGUCAAACCUCUGCCAUGGAAAAGAAUUUCAACCAUUUUGAUAAAGCCCCUAUAAAACCACAGCUUCUAAAUAUCCUUAAAAAUGGAAAGCCACAGGUAUACAAAAUAUAUUUUGCAAAAAUAUACCAAGUGUUUCUAUUGUGGUGUCCAAUUCACUUAUUCUAGAAUAGAAGGAAAGCCUGGUGUGUUGGAAGACAGAGUAAAAAGUCAUUAAUGUAACAGAGAUUGUCUUUUAAGUCCAUUUAUAAGCCGUCUCUCUUUUUUUAAUGAGAAUGCCUUUUUGUUCUGUAUCCUGAUUAUGGUAGUGGUUAUAAGAAUCUAUGCAUGUUGUAGAACUGAAUGCUAAAAGGAAAAAAAUGCUCAUGUUUUUUGUAUGACAACUUUAAAAAUAAAAUGAAGGGGUUAAAGAAUGUCCUUUUCACUUGAAACACUGCUAAAAAUGGUGGUUAAAUUCCAUUGAAAGAAACAACAAUAAAAAGGCUUAGUUAAUGUGGCAAUUGUAGUAGGGUUAAUAGUAUUAUACAAACUAACACUAUGAGGAAAUACAUUUUAAAUCACAAAUCAGAACUUGGGAAAUACACUUUCCCCUGUUCAUUGUCAAGAGUGGGAAACGGAAGUAUUGUAAUUAGCCUUCUGGUGCAAGUGGCAAUAAAUGCAGUUGCAGUGACUGCAGUGAUGGAUGUAGGGACUCAGGAUCAGAAUUUGAAGAGGGUAGACCUAGAGUAAUUGUUAGAGCCCCUGCCCUUAGCAGAGCAUGUCUUGACUGUUGUGCAGUUAGCAGCUCCUUGUGCCUAGCAUUUUUUCUGGAGUAGGUGUUCAAUAACUACUGAUUAAAUUCUGGGGCCUAGGUUCAAAUCUUGGCUCUACUUACCAGCUAUGUGAUCUUGGAUAUGUUACUUAACCUCUCCAUGCCUCAUUCCUCUCAGCCCUAAAGGGUUGAAGAACAUCUCUCUCAUAAGGCUGUUGGGAGAAUUAAAUGAUAUUAAGCUUUUAAAUCUCUUAGCAAAGUAUGGAGCAUAUAAUAAGUGUUCCAAUAAAUGUGAGAUAUGAUUAUUCAGUAACUGUGGGUUGAAUGGCAGUAUCUCGUAAGGCUUGUGUUGGAGAGGCAGUGUUGAAUGACAGUUGCUCCUUUCAGUGCUGGUCUGUUUAUUGGGGUCAGGAGUUUUUGUGAAAUUAAUUUCUUUCGCUGUUCAGCACAGAAUACUCAGAUGCCUAAUAUUUUAAUAUUUGUUUCUUCUCUUCCUUAUGUACCUCAAAUUCUGGGCUUUUUACCUACGGAAUUUUACCCUAAGUGCUGUUGAGUACAAAUUACGAGGUACAACAGUUAGAUGAAUUUUUUAUAAUAUGGGUUACUUUUUCCAAAUUGUGAUUAUUGGAUGUGAAAAUUGUGAUUUUUAUAAAUUAUAUUUUAAUGAUAUAUGUUUUUUAAUAAACAUUUUUGAUAGAAUGAAUGCAGGUUAAUUAAGGAGAAGGGGAACAUGCACAAGUAAAAGGAAGUCAGGGCUAAAGCAGUCAUAAUUGUACAUUCAGAGCCAAUUACCAUACAAAAUGAUAAUAGCAGAUUUUUGUGUGUGAGACAGGGUCUCACUCUGUCACCCAGGCUUGAGUGCAGUGAUGCGAUCAUGGCUCAGUGUCAACUUCGACCUCACAGCCUCAGGUGAUCAUCCCACCUCAGCCUUCCAAGUAGCUGGGACUACAGGCACAGGCCACCCUGCCUGUAUAAUUUUUUAAAUGUUUUUUGUACAGACAAGAUCCCACUGUGUUUCCCAGGCUGGUCUUGAACUCCUGGACUCAAGCAAUCCACCCGCCUUGGCCUCCCAAAAUGCUGGGAUUACAGAUGUGAGCCACUGUGCCCCCAGCCUGCAGAAAUUCUUAAAGAGCAUUUACUGUGUAUUAGGCAUUGUUCUAAGUGCUUUGCAUAUAAUUCACUUAGCAACUCAAAGUAUAUCUGUUUAGAUUAUUUUCUAUGACCAUGUAAACAUGGAAAUGGAUGGGAUUGUAUAAUAGAAAUUAUUUAUGACAUAAUUAAUUUUCCUUUAACAUUGUACGUCCUCAACACUGUUUCAUGUUUCUAAGCACAUACAUACAUUAUAAUUAUUAACAGCUACAGAGUAAUUCUUUCUGUGGUAAUGGACUAACUGGUAUCUCUUUUUUGUGUUCCUGUAACGAAGAAAGAGUUUAACAUUUAAGAUGGUAAUAAUAUGAUUUUUGUUUUUCUAAAAAUAGUGUUAUUAACUAGAAGGUCAAUAAAGUAUAAUCUGUUAUCCCUUUACAUUAAAAGAGGUUCAAACAGUGCUUUGCUAUAUUUAAGAGUUUAACCUUGUUUUUGCCUUGUUUUCCUUGUUUUACCCAUACACAAAAUAAGAAAGCUCUGAUGUUACACAGCUUUUUUUUUUUCUGUCAUACACCCAUACAUUGUAAUAAUGGGGUGGCUAAUUAUUUGCUAAAUGCUUUAAAGUAAAAUAAAAUCCAAGUAUUUAUUACACCAUGUGAAUAUUUUGACUUUUUUGGUUUACUGACAUUUGGUGUUUAGCAUUUCCAUUGUCUUUUGGUUUUGACGGGAAAAACUUGGUCUAAUACCAAUUAUGACUGUUCCAAGAUAGUAAAUGGAACAUACUUGUUGAGAUUCACAUGGUUUGAGUCAUGCAUUGCCUUUACCUAUCCUUUUAAUUUAUUGUUAAGGCAGGAGUUCAAAUUAUGGACUGGUUUCAGGGUGUGAACAUCAGUCUCUGAUUAUAAUUCAGGAGAUAUGUGGAUCUGAAGUUGAUGGACAGGCUGCCUGGUUAGCCAGGCAAGCUCCCAUUAUCUCAAGAACCUCUGCUGAUUAGUUUGCUAUCAUUUUGAGAGACCUCACUAUGAAAACAGACAUUUUCCCAGGGUGGCAGAGAGAUAAAGGAAAUAUUCGCUAUGUGGUUAAAUUCUUCCAUUGUUUUAUGCCUAUGGAAUUUUAUUUAAUAGUAUAGCAUAUUUAUUCAGGAGGAGACUAGUGUUGUUUACUCUCUAGUCACUGUUUUCCUUCCUCAUACCUCAAAUUAGGAUCGUUUCAUAUUUAAGACAUUGUAAGACAUGAUACUAUUUUCUUAGACCAGUGCCUGACAUUGAUUAAAACUUCAGUAAACGUAUCGAAUACUGAAUGAAUGGAAUUAGGUUUAGACCUGUGUAGGAACAUGCAGUAUGCUUUAUUAUAAUGUAUGCGAUUGUAUAUAUUUAUUAUCCAGCUUUUUCACAGCUGCCAUCAUCCAGCAUUACCUACUAUAACUGUGAUUCCGCCUUCUUUGAGCCAGAUGUAAAACUACACUGUUGUAACUUUUAAGGGUUAACGUGCAUUUGCCUUCAUUCUAGAAAUAGGUUUAUGCUUUUGUUUCUUUGAUUUUUUUUUUUUUUGAGAUGGAGUCUCACUCUGUCACCAGGCUGGAGUGCAGUGGCACCAUCUGGGCUCACUACAGUUGCCUCCCGGGUUCAAGUGAUUUUCCUGCCUCAGCCUCCUGAGUAGCUGGGACUACAGGCGCGCGCUACCAUGCCCAGCUAAUUUUUGUAUUUUUAGUAGAGAUGAGGUUUCACCAUGUUGGCCAGGAUGGUCUCGAUCUCUUGACCUCGUGAUCCGCCCAGGUUGCCCUCCCAAAGUGCUGGGAUUAUAGGAGUGAGCCACCGCACCUAGCCUGUGCUUUUGUUUCUUAAGAGGUUUUUGCAUUGAUCAAAAUCAUAUUAAAUCAGUUACUGUUCAGGUUCACAUUUUCACACUUUUUGGAAGACUUUUGGAAAAAUCUCUUACCCUGAGUUUCACAUUCAUUUUCAUACACUUUAUUUUGGGAAGGCAUUUGGUUCAUUCAGUGUCAUACAUCACAUGGCCAAUUAAAUAAUCACUAUUAAUUCCAUUUCUCAAGUCCAUCCAACAGUAAAUAAAUGGAAGAAAUAGGAAAGGAAGAAAAAACUUGGUCUUUUUAAAUAUUUGAUUUAAUUCAAAAUAACGUUUUAGAUGUUUCUGUAACAAUUUACAUUUAGGAUCUCUCAAAGUCAAACUAUCAGAAUACUUGUCAGAGUAAAAAAAAACCCGUUGCACCUUUGCCCCUAUAACACACACACAUCCACACCUUUUUAUUAUAGAGGAAGAUUUGAUUUUAGAUUACUCUGAGGAAGAAAAUUUUUUUUCAGGAAAACCUAUUAUCCUUAGCAAAUAUAAACACUGAAAAUAUAUUGAAAACUUUCAGUCAGCUAUUAUUUGAACUCAAAAUUUGGAGUUGGGUGUCAAUGUUAGAGAUUUUAGGAAGACAUUUAAGGCAGAGAACCAGGCUCAAGAGAUGUAUUAGACGUAACUGAUUAUUACAGGUAUAUUAGGAGGAGUUUGGGAUUGCAGUUGCAGUGGGAGAUAGGCAUUCUGGCCAUUGCUAGCACUUGUCAUCCUUGUGAUGAGUAUAAAAAUAGCUAUUUACCUUUAUUUCUGUCAAACUUGUGUAUCCUUGCCCCUCCUUGCUCAAUAGAUGCCAACUUUAAGAAUAUAAUCCCAGGCACAUUUAGAAACAUGCUAAAACAAAACAAACAAACACCUCUCUCCACUCCUUCCCUAAAACAAUUAGAAAAAACGUAUGUGCCAAGUAUCAAUAGGUACAGCUGAAGAAAGAGAGAUAAGGGGAAAAAAACCAAGCAACAACCAAACUUCUUACCUCCAAAGUAAAUUAACUUUGAAACAUGGUUCUUUGUUUUUUAGAGAAACAGACAUUUGCAGAGUUAGGGGAUUUCUUGAGAUUGUACCUGAAAGUAGGUAGUAUAUUUACUAGAGGUUUUAAUACCAUUUGUUUUGUACAAUGGAUAAAUCCCAGCAAGCUUAUGUAAUAGUAAAAUUAUGUGUAAGAAAAAGCUAUUCUCCAUGGGCUCUAAAGUUAACUUUGAAGAGGCCCCAAAAAAACUGAGUUAAGGAAGAGAUAAGAUCAUUCUUUCCUCCAGGCUGAUUUUAAGAUGUUUAAACUCCUAAAUACUGUAAAGAUUAGGCUACUCUCUGCAUACCAUUUCAGAAUGAGUUGGAGUUGUACCAUUAUAGAUCUCCACUAAGUCUCUUAGUGUUAUCAACUUCUUUGAUAGUCAUUGGAGCAAGGGACAUCCAUAUAAAGUAGGAAUAAAAGAGACAACUUAAUGAUUAUUUAACUUAGCUAAUAUUUACUGGUUAUCUCAAGGCCUUGAAAGAGAAGAUCCAGUUCAGAUUCACUUUAAAAAACAAUCAGAUAUUUAGAUUAUAUUGGCAUGCUCAUAAUUAUUUUUUUUAGAUGAUAGGAAGUCUGUAUAUCUAAUGAUUUCUCCACAGUUUUUGUAUUUUGGGGAUGCAAGUUUUUGCUUUUUUUAGCAACUGUAGGAUCAAGGGAAAUGUUUUGUCAAACAAAUCAAAUAUAAUAUUUCAAACAUAUAUUUAUAUGUAUUAAUUCAUUUAAUCUCAAUAAAACCCUAUGAGGUAGAUGCUAGUAUUGCCCCGCUGUUAUAGAUGAAAAACUGAGGUGCAAUUAAAAGCCAUUAAGAGGUAAAGCUGUGAUUCAAACCUUGGUUGCCUAGUUCCAGAAUCCUUCGUCUUAGCUAAUAUGAUAUUUCUAACACUGUAAAUUUUAAUUUAUUAUGGGUUGGGGAAUCGGUGUAAUGUAUAGAAACCAACACUUUAGUAAAAAUGAUAUGGAAUAGAAAACGUUAGAAUAUGGAAUAUUGAGCUGGGCCCAGUGGCUUGCACCUGUAAUUUUAGCUAUGCAGAAGGCUGAGGCAAGAGGAUCACUUGAGCCCUGGAGUUCAUGGCUAGUGAGCUGUGAUCGUGCCACUGCACAAUCUGUCACUGGGAGACAGGGUGAGACCCUGUCUUAAAAAAAAAAGAAAGAAGGAAAGAACUAUGAUUAUGUGUAGUAUUGUUUCAUUAAGCCAUUUUCAUAAACAUUAAUAUGUAUUUAGACAUACAUAGACAUAUGUAUAUAGUGAGUUGCAAUAAAAAUAUAUUUUUUAUUGUCUGUCUGGGUCAAAAAAAAGUUUGCAAGCCACUGAACUACACAAUCUCAAUACCUUGAAAAUAGUUGAUGUUCAGUAAAUCUGUACUAAGUUGAAUUAAUGUAUUGUUAAAUAAAAAAUAACCCAUAAACAGUGUUAGGAUAAAAUACUUCUGCUGAGCAUAUAAUUUCCCUAUGGAGUAGGACUGAAAAUGUUAGUCUCACAGUUCUUAACCAAUGAAACUGUAAUUAUCAAACAUAAUCUAUUAGUUUAUACCUGCUCCUCAACCUAAAGUUCUCCUCUGCAAAUCUUUCUGGUUGGUAAUUUUUUAUUGCUUUAAGGCUUGGCCUCUUGUCCUUUAACAAUAUCAAGUAAUAAUAGUCCAAAAAGAAGAGGCAGUUUCUAAAAAAAUAAAUUACAAUUUGAAUUCCCUGAAAGUAAUAAUUUGUUAUUAACAAAAGAAAUUUAUUUCAGCAGUGCAAGGAUGGAUCAAUAAUAGGAAAUCUAAUAUUUAUCAUAUUAAACUAAAGAGAACAAUCAUAUGAUUUUCUCUAUAGACAGUGAAAAAACAUAGGACAAAAAUUAACAACCAUUCUCUACACCCAGUAAACAGAAAUAAAGGGAAACUUCUUCAUAGUGAUCAAAUGUAUGUAUGUGAGUCCAAAAGCCAUUAUGAUUCAUAGGAAAACACAUACGCAUGCUCAGUAAUUUCAGAAACUAGGUAGAUUUUGUUUGUUCUCUUUACUCUUUUUUAAUAUUGUGCUGGACGAAACUGCCAAUGGAUUUAGAUAAUAAAAAAUAAGAUUAUAAAAAUUUGAUAGGUAGAGAUAAAAUAAUCACUUUUUGCAGAUGGUAUGUUUUGUAUCCAUAAACUGCAGAGAAUCAGCUGAAAGACAAAUAAUUCAUAAACAAUAAAAUAAUUUAGUAAUAGGGCAGUUUAAAUUAACAUGCCAAUAUUUAAAUGUGUAAUAUUUGUAUUAAAGAACAUGCAGAAGCGUACUUAAAAUGGGGAAGAUAUACUGUGAAGUAUUCUUUCACAGGUAGAUGCAAUAUUGCUUAUAUCUUAUACUGAACUUCAGGAUAAACUCUGAAUUGGAACAAAGAUAUAUACAUGAAAGUUAACCAUAUAAGUAAUAGAAGAAAAUGUGAAAGUCUUAUUAUGGUCUUACUAUGGGAAGCUCUUUUUAAUAAAAUUCAAUAUCUAAAAGUCAAUUUCAAAGGAUUAAUUCAUUUAAAAUAAUAAAAAUUUCUACAUGGCAAAAAAUAGCAUAAAUAAAACCAAAAGGUAAACAACAAGCUGGAGGUAAAAUUUGCAACUCAUAUGAUGACUUAAACGGUUAAUCUCUAAUACAUAACAGCUCCUAGUAAUUCCUGAAGUACAGUAAGUAUCUAAUAGAAAUUUGGUUAAAUUAUUCUAACACACAGUUCACAGAAAAAUACCAUUGGCUCCUACACAUAUAAAGUUUUUCUUAACUUCACCCAAAAUAGGAGGUAUAUAAAACUAUACUGACAUAGCAUGUCUAAUUCAUUAUAUUAGCAAAAAACUGAAAAUUUUGUGUCAUGCUGUGUUGGCAAGGCUGCAAGGAAACAGGGCCUUUUAUGUAUUGUUGAUGGGAGUAUAAAUUUAUAUAAAUGUGAAUUGGAACAAAUGCUUAUAAACUUUGACUCAGUACUCCUGUUUCUACAAAUUUAUCUUAUAAUAAUUUGUCAAAUGUUGAGUGCACAGAUUUAUUCAUUGCAGCAUUGUUUUUCAUAUCAAAAGAUGGGAAACAUUGUGCAAACAAUGCCCAUCAGUAGUGGAUUGAUUAAAUAAAUUAGGUAUAUCCAAUAAUUGAAUAUUAUGCAAGUAUAUAAAAAAUAAGAAUCAUGAAUAUGGAAAGAUUUCGAAAAUAUAUUGCUAAGAUUAAAAAAAAGGAAGGGGCAGAAGAAAAUAAGUUGGGUAAAAAAAACCCCAGAAAUGUUUACUAAUAAUUAUAUUUAAAAACUCAUAGGAUAAACAAGAAGGUAAUGAAAUAAUUAAUUGUUUGGGAGUGUAUAGAUAGAGGGAUGACAGCUGAGCAGAUGAGGGGCUGGGAUGGAACAAGACUCUUCACUAGAUAUACUUUUAUACUUUUUGAUUUUUGAACCAUUCAAAUAUCUACCUAUUUGACAACAUCAAAACAAAAGGAAAAAAACACUAAUAAUAACAACUAAACCACAGUAAAUAUUAGUUUUUUUGAGAAAAUAUUUCUAUAGGGUGAGACUGAAAGUGUCAGCCCUUCAACUGUUUGCCAGUGGAACUGUAAGAAACUGGUGUAAUCCAUUAAUUUGCUUCCCCAACACCCAAUUUAGAUGUAGAUUCCUUACACUCAGAUCAUUUGUUGAUGGUUUUAUUUAUUGUGUAUAUUUAAUAAUUUUAAUUGCAUUUUAUAUCUUUGUUUCCUACACAUUAACUCCAUCAAGCAAUUAAUAUUGAACAGUGUAAUUAAGUGGUAGUUUUAAAACACCAGUUGUACAAAAAUCAAGACCAGUGUUCAUUUUAGAAUUUACCAUUUUUAUACAAUAUGCAACUUUAGAAAUGAUAAUAUUAUUUAAAAUUUCUAUAGAUAUUUUACCUUGCUUAUGUUUUUCUUCUUGAAAUAUAGUAUUGCCAAAUUGCUGUACUGUAACAUCAUGAUAAUAAUGGUAGUGUUAGGAAUUUAUUUUCAUUAGUGGUCAUAGUACAGUUAAUAUAAAUAUAUAGCACAUAAAUAUAAAUGAGAACACUAAAUAUCUGUUUGGAAAUGGGAUUCAAGAGCUGUGUCUUAAGUUUUGGUAGGAUUCAUUUAAUAGCUGUGUGAAUUACUUAACCUUUCAGAAAGUUAAUUUCUUAAUCUGUUAAAAAAAAGUGAUACUAAUACAUGCCUUACAGGGUUGUGGUCAAGGUUGGAGUGAAUGUCUUUAUAAUACCUAGUAUAGUAUCUUCAAUGCAAGCAUCUAUUAUUCCUGUGGUUGUGUUACUUAUGAUAUGUAGCCCUAAAAUUGCAAGAUGAAUAUUAACAAGACAAUAUGCACAGUUUGCCACUACCUGUAAGAUUUGAUUUAUUUGAGUAAAAUAAAGGGGAGGUGGAUUAUAAAAUUUUCACUGCUAUAAUUUUGUGUCUGCUUGCAUGUUUUACUUGCUGAGAAUUUGGUAGGGUCAAGUGUUAAAAUCACUUCUAAAAUAAGUCUCCUCAAAGUGAUUAUUUAAUACGGAGAAUUAAUUACUAAUUUGAAAUAUUUUAAAUAGUGGUCAGUUAUUUAAAAAAUAAUAUAUUAAUUGGAUAGAAUAAAAUGGAGCUGUUAAAAACCAUGUGCUUUAAGAAUGAUUAUGGCAUAGACAUUUUUUGAAAUACAUACAUUAAAAAGAUUAUACAAGUUUAUAUAGUAGGAUCUCAAAUAUGUAAAGAAAAGCGUGCCAUAUAUAAAUAGAUGUAUAUUUCAUAGAGGAAAGAUGAGAUGAAUAUACACCAAAUGUGAAUAGUGGUCAUUUUUGAGUGUUGGGAUUCUUUGUGAUUUUUGUUUGAUUUAUACUUUUAUAGAUUUUACAUUUUUUUUUACAAUAAGCAUAUAUUACUUUUAUAUUAGCAAAAAAAGCAAUAUGUUGUAUUGCUUUUUUAUGUUUAUGUAUUCUUCGAGAUUGAAUUGUAGGAUGAGUAGAACCUAAAUAUAUGUACCUUCUUUUAAAGAAAAGCACUUUAAAGCUAUAUCAACUUUGUUAGUGGAAUUUUAUUCCAGAAGAGUAGAAGUUGGCACCUGGAAGCACUCUUGGACCGUUUUCCUAUUGAGGAGGGGUUUAUUUUGGUAAAGUAACACUACCACUGUAGCCCGAUGGCUACUGCAGUGGGAUCAGAUCUCAGGUCAUAUCAGUUCAGUAGCUCAGCUUGUAGCUCUGAUCUCUCAAACUGUGGGGCACAGUGAGAAGGGUUUUUUAGAAGCUGGCCCCUCUGUCUUUUCAUGCACACAAAUCUGCUUAUUAUGACCACAGUUCAUUGGGGAUGGCAGAAGUAGUACAUAAAGCUAAUGUAAGCAUAAUAUUUUAUAUUAUGUAAAAUAUUUACGUCAUGUAGAAGAAAUUUUUUAAAAUUUGUAAAAUUUUGUCAGAAAAACUUUUUUUCCUCAAUAAAAAUCACCUACUUUCCAAUGGAUAAUUCUACAUCUUAUAUAGUCCUUAUUUCAUUUUUUCACAGGUUAUCCUAGUUGACAUCAAAGCAUGCACCCAUUUUGAAUAUUUCGGGAAAUCUCAUUAAACACUGAAAAGGAUAAUGCCUUGUGGGUUGCUCCAUAGUAAUUUCAAUCGUUUUUUUCCCAAGUUUACAUUGACCCCAUUCUCCUAUCAACUCAGUAGGGUUUCACGGCCGUUGUUGCUUCCUUUUGCCUAAUUUAGCAUCAUGCCUGAUGGUUUACAUUUCACUUAAUCAUAGCUUUCGAGAUGUAGCAUACCUCUCUUUGUUCUAGAGAUAUGAAAACUAACCUACACAGUUAGAACACAGGUAAACUUCAGGUCUUUUGAUUUCGAAUUCAGCAUGCAUUGUGUUCUGUCGUGUUCCAGUAUUCUUGAUAGUUCUCUAAAAUGUUGUCAAGAAGGGCCUAAGAUCUUUGUGAUCUCGCCAAAGAGUUUAGAAGUAUGUAUGUGUGUUGUUUGUUUUUCCUCCUGCAAGAAUUCCUGAGAUAAAUUAUCUAAAUUUUCACUGAAAACAAGAAUUCCUGAGAUAAAUUAUCUAAAUUUUCACUGAAAACUCUAAUACAUGAAGGUAGUUACACAGUUCCAGCAAUGACUGAACUUGAACCAUGAUUUACAUACCUUCCCUAUUAAGUGCCAGUCAGGUUCUCGCUACAGAUGAGCAAAUCUGCUUUUUCCACAGUGAGAAAAACAUUUAGAGACAAUUCUACAAUUAGAAUUUUGUGAUACUAAUGGAAAGUGCGUGUAUGUACACGUACUUAAAAUGAGCUAUACAAUUUGUUGGGAGUUCAGUGAUCCCUCCUUUAAAAACUACAACUGUGAAGCUAUAAGACCUCACAGUGAUCAUCUCUUUGUUGACAUAAAUGUGAUAAACCUUGCCCAAGAAAUAUAUAAUUCUUUGUUUGUCUUGCUAAGCCUUAAAGUUCUCAUGGGCAAGGGAUGAGAAAGGGUCUUCUGAGGACUAUUAUUUUUUUUGUCUUGUGUUAACAGCCUGAGUGCUUUGUGAUGGUCUUUCACUGUGUGUCUGAGGGAACCCUAAGUGUUGUUUCUGACUCUGAGCAGGCUAAUUUGCUCAUCAUAGACAAUGGACCUGUUGACAAACAGGUACAUUCUCCUUACCGUGUCCUUCUAUAUGUGAUAUAGUUGAUUUCUAGGUUUAUGAUUUUCCCCAUUAUAAUUAAUCAGCAGCAUGAUAUAUCUGCUGUUUAUCAUAUAAUGGCUUUCUUGAUGGGUGGCAUAAGGAAUAUUUUAAAUUAAAAUUAAAAUUUUUUUGACUUUUGCUCUGAAUUGGAGAGAUACUUUUUGGUACCUUUGCUCAAGAUUACAUAUUAAUCACAUGUUAAAUAUAUGUAUUACUUAAUGUGUUCAUCAUAGUACAAAAUAUGAAGAAUAGAGUUAUGAGUGAGACUUGAGAUGUUUCACUUUUAGAUUUUUCAAGUGGCAAGAAACUUUUAGAUAUUUAGUCUCAGAAAUGGAAAACCUACUUAAAAAACAUUUUUUUUCUUCUUUUCUUUUCUUUUUUCUUUUUUUUUUUUUUAGACAGGGUUUCCCUCACUCUGUCGCCCAGGUUGGAGUGCAGUGGCACCAUGAUCAUGGCUUAUGUGGCAGCCUCGAACUCCUGGGCUCAAGAGAUCCUCUCACCUCAGCCUCUGGACUAGCUGGGGCUAGGGACAUGCGCCACCACCAUGCCUGGCUAAUAUCUCUCUAGAUCCGAGGUCUCACUAUGUCUCACAGGCUGGUCUCAAACACUUGGGCUCAAGCGAUUCUCCAGCCGCGGCCUCCCAAAGUGUUGGGAUUAUAGACGUGAACCAUUGUGCCUAGCCAUUUUUUUUUUUCGUAAGAGUAGUUAGACCAACUCUUCCUUUAAAAAACAGGCGCAAGGAUCUCUUAAACAGAAAAAUAGAUUGGUGCCGUCUUUCCAUAAUUUUCUUUUCAACCACAAAAGAGAUUUUUUUAAAAAAAGAUUGAUUUUAAAGAUAUGUAAAUACUAAUUAUUUGGAUUAUAAUUAUUGGUCAUUAUGGUAAUGCCUUUUUUAAAAAGAGAAAUAGCUAAUCAUGAAGUCUGACAAUUUAAAUAAAGACAGUUUAGGUAAAUUUAUAUCUUAAAGUGAAAAAUGGAAUCACUUAAUUUUGUUACUAUAUUUUAGGUCAUAAAAAUAUACUGAUUGAAGAAAACGUUUUCAAACAAAUUGUACAUUUAUCUUUUGCCCAAGAAAUCUAUUUUUAUCUGAGCUAGGUAAAACUUAAGUCAGUGUAAAACAAGUUGUUUGGAAACUCUUAAAUCUUUUUGAAAACAUUACAGCGAAAUAACAAAAGUUUUCCAGAAGAGUCUGGUUAAGCAUUGAGCUAGAGCACAGCAUUUUCACAAGAGAAGUUUUAAGCAUGAUGUUACCCUAUCAAUAGUCGUGGCUGAAGAAGUUCUUUGAUUUUUGUUUGUUUGCAGAAUUCUGAUUUGUAGCAUUUGAUAAUCACAAAUUUAAAAAGGAUCUUUGCACUUGUGUUUUGAUUUUGGUCACAAUUUUAUAAAUUGGUAUGUUUCGAUGUUUUUGUUAGGAAAAAAAUGUAAUAUACUGACAUACCACCCCCCCCUUCCCCCCCCACACACUACACUUCUUUAAAUACGCCAGAUAAAAUCAUUUAAUCAAGCUUUUUGGGAAUGUUUGAGUGUGUCAGAGGUGACGUAUUGUGUAUAGACAAAGGUAAGAGAAAACCAGUCCAGGAAUGAGAACAUCAUUCCUGCACUGUAUGUGCAUGUGUGUUUUUCCUUUGCUCUAAUGGUAUUCCUCCCUUCCCCCAAAACCUCUGGUGUAUUUUCACUAAUAAUGAUGUCAGGUUAGGUACUUUUGGGAACAGUUGGAAAGGAAAACAGCAAGGGAGAAGAGGAUUGGAUCUUCGGGCUAUGAUUGGGAGGGAAGGCAGUCUAGGGAACUGGUUUCUGUGGGUAGCUCAUGAGGGAGAGCUUUGCAGUAGAAGAGGAGUCAAACCUUUUGGGAGGGUCAGGGGAAUAAAUUGGACAUUUCAGGGAGUCCCUGGAAUUGAAAGAAGCAGUCAAAGCAUUAAGGGAAGUCUUUUUGACACUACUCAAAGGAAGCCAGUGAGGGAAAGCAAUGAGCUCCUUUGAGAAAAUUCUGGGAUAGGAGCAUGGGGGCCUGGGAGGGGAGGGAAUCUCUGGAGUACCUUUGUUGUUGGCUCCACAUAGGUCCCUGGUGUGUGAAAGGAUCUAGAUAGGUGUAGUUAUAAAUGGGUUGGCCCUGUAAAUCUGUUCAUAUAUGUGAAUGUCUUUCUGAUUUCCUCUUCUUUUUACAUUCUUAUCUGAGUAUGGGAAUGGCUGAAGGCUUUAUUGCUAUCUGUGUGUUGCAUGCUAUGUGGAUCUUUUAAGGCGUGACCUUAUCAAAGUUGGCAUCUAAAUGCAAAAGAAAAUGCAGGGCAAGCUUGUUCUAGUUGGGGUUCCUGUCACCAGACCAUAGCAAUUUGGAACAAUGGAUACAUUACCUGAAUUCACUGGCAGCAAGCAGAGUCCCUGCUUCUAUGCGUGCCCUUAUCAGUGUUUAAAAUAGUGCCUCGUACUCUGCGUACUAUCUAGAAGAGAACACCUCCUUCCCAUUCUCUUCCUUUCCCUAUUCUUUAUUAAUAUUUUGGGGGGAAUGCUUUCAUUUCAAUAGUUAGAAAAUGUGGAAAAACAAGAUUGCAAGGUUGAGGUGAAAGUAGUACAAGAUUGGAAGAAUGAAACUCUUUUUUCUUCACUCAGUAAAAUGAUACUUUUGGCUCAGUGCCUGGGGAACAUAGGCGAGUUAGGAUGGUGCAGACAGGACUAGCAACAAGUUUGUUAAGGAAUGGGCUGAGAACCCCUUGCCUCUGCCCUGUGGUUUACUACAGAAUUUGAGUUGUAACUUUUUCUUUUUCUUUUUUUUUUUUUUUGUCCGUUAGAAGCAGUGGUAGAGAGAUUACACACUAAGCUUUAAAACCACAGCAAAACAAAACUUUUAAAACACUUGUGCGGUAACCUCAGAAGACAGGUUAACACAUUCUGUUUUAACUGUACUAUUAAUGUGUUUUGCAAGUUUGCAAUACCUCUAGACAUGGAGGUCUUUUUCCCCCUUACAUUUUAUGUAUACUGCAAAUCGAAUCCGAGGUGUGUCUUGUGAGCAUUAAAAUAAUGAAAACAAAACACAGUUUUAUCCAGGAAAUAUAUAAUUCUGAAUACUAAAAAUCUUUUUAAUUGAUCAUUUAUGUAAUAUAUCAUCACUUUUAUUCAAUACAUUUCAAAAUAUACUACUCUUUUUAGCAAAUUCAAAGUCCUUUUAACAUUUUCUUAUAAAUCUGAUAUCACUAUAUUUGUAACUAAGGAAUUUUAUGGUGAGAUUAUUUGAGCUUUAUUUCUGUAACAGUUGUUCUAAGUUAUAAAAAUGAACAUCUUUAACACAUCUAUAUAGACUUUAAAAUAGCUUAUUUGUAAUUUAAACUAUCUUCAAAUAUUUUGCUAUAUUCCUGUUUCCCCUAAUUAUUCAAAGUUUACAAAACAAACAUUUAUUGACGAUCAGUGAUGUCACAGUUUUAUUGUAAGAAGACAUUUCCUUUCAGAGAAUUAACGUAGAAAUAAGGAAGGUUAAAGAGAUUUCCUAUCCUUUCCUUAAAGAAAAAAAGGCUAUUUAUCACUUGCCAUCUUAUACUCAUUCAUUCAUUCUCUCAUUCACUAUACAUUCAGUAAGUGCCCACUAAACUUUUAUUAAGCCUUUCUUUUCGUUCAGUCUGUUGAUUUGAUAAAUCAGAAGAUUAUCUUUGAUAAGUAUUCAUAUAAUACUUUUUAUUAUCCUUUUGUGAUUGUUUAUUAAGCUAUCUGUCCAAGCUUUGAAGACAGUCUGCAAUGGUUCAAAUCUAAGCAUUGCCAUUAGUUGUGAUAUGUGUGUAUACAUGUCUGUUGGUCUCUCUAUCAUCAUUUAUCACAAUUUAUCAUUGUUUACCCAAAGGAAUAACUAGCUACUGACUGAGUGACCUUGUAUGAAUAAAUUAAUAUCUCUGAGCCUCAGUUGACUUACCUGUACAAAGUGAGAAUACUUAUAUUUUUUAAGAUUGUUAGAUUAGUUGUAUAUUUAAGCCCCCUCUACGGUAUUUAGAACAUGUGAGUAACGUGGUUACUUAUUAUUGUUUAUAUUGCCAUUAUCCUGACCACUAUAUGGACUUGAUCCUCCAGUUAUUUCCUUGGGUCCAUGCCAUCUUACCUCUCUUAUUUUUCCAUUACUGCUUAUCUCACAAUAUUCGAGAGUAAAAAGGAACCUUUUUACAAUGAAAGGCUGCCCAUUUCUCACAUGUGCUUUCCUCUUGAUGCCUUCAUGCUUGCUGUUUUGCUUACUGUUGUAGAGCAGCAGAAUAUUACUGAGGAAGCACUUCUUUUUAAAAAAAUUUUCUGGUACAGCUGGAAAUAUGACAAGAAGAAUAGAACAAUUGAUUAUUAGUUAAAUCAACAUAUUAUUCUAUAAAUUCAAUAGAAUUGAGACCCCCCCCCUUCCUUUAAAUGUUAUAUUUGGUCUUAUUAAAAUUCAUUUUGCUAUAUGCUGUGGAUUUUUAUGCAUUAUUUUUGUUUAAUUUCUAAUGAAGAGUUAUUGAGAUUUUAUGAGAUUGACGUCUUAUUUACUUAAAAAAUUUCCUAUUGCUUGUACAUUGGGAGCAAACCAAGAACAGGUGUAAAAACAACCUCCCAACUUGUCUUGGUGAAUUGUGAAUUGCUCUGGUUUAUUCUUGUUUGUAUUACAUUUAAUGGACAAGUCCUGUAUGGUACUAUACAUUUUAAUUCAGUUUUGAAAAUUAUCAAUUUGCAAAUUUUGUCUUUUUCCACUUUCUUUUUCUAUUUCAAGAGCUUAUUACCUUUGCUCCAGCUGGAUAAAAGUUGGGCAAACAGAUACCCUGACAACUGCCAACAGCACCACGCCUUGGUUUUCCCGGGUACAGAAAGUAGUCAAUAUUUCUGGGACUAUGCAUCUGUCCCAUCUCAAAGAUGCCGCUCACAAAUUCUAGUUUAAAUACAGAAUUAUUGAAAACAUGAAAAUCACCACUUCUUUAAAAAUAUGUAUUGUAUGUGCUUCUUUCCUGGUUUUACCAAAACAAGUAAAAAAGAUCCAUGUAGCAGAUUUAGGUCUACAGCCUGCAAAUUGCUUCCUGUUUGCUUGCAUGGUGACAAUGUUCUAAGUGCCAGUUUUGAAUACUAGUAACCUGUCAUGGAUCAGUUAUCUGAAAUGGCAGGUUUAUUUGUUAUGGGAGGAAUGACAUUAUUUCCUGUCCUUUAGACAGAGCUAAAGUGAGAAUAAAGUAGUAAGAAAGAAUGUUUCUUUGCACUCUAGGUGUGAGUGUACUAUCGUUCGUGCUACUGAUUUGAUUGCCACAGCUACUAUCAUUAGCAUCUUGGACCAAACAUGGAACAAGCUGUACUAUAUUUCAUGUAUGAUGGAAUACAGAGACUGAUUAAAAAUACUCUUAAGGUGCUGGAUUAUUCAUUUGAUAGCUGAUUGUUAUAAGACGUUAGGGUCGUACUUUCCUUUGUGGACAUAAACAUUUUUAAUAAUUGCUUUUUAAAAUUAAAUUUAAUUUGGAGCCUAGGUAAGGAUUUCCUUCAUUUGAACUAAUUUUUUUUUUGUAAUCUCAGAAUUAUCUUAAUAGUAGGUAGUGUCAGUUGCCAGAAAAACAUCAAUGUGAAGGAAAUUUGUAUAUCAUAAUUCUUUCCUAGUGUUUUCUUUAGGCAGACUACAGUGAACGUAUCUAUUCUAAUUCUCAUUCCUUUUCUGGAUAACCAUAGGUAAAGGUACUUUUAAUUUGACCUCUGAAAGAAGAAAAAGUUUUUCCAGGUUGGAGAAAUAAUGAGUAAUGCUGGUUAGAGACUGCCUCUCAUCUUCUUCUCAAAUCUUAGUCACUACCUAUUCUAGUGUUUAAAUAACUAAUGAAAACAUUUUUAUGGUUUCUGAGAUUUUUUUUAAAGCAGGCUUGAAAGAUAUGAAGUAAUUUACUGAUAAACCAAAUUUUAACAUUAUAGACAUAAGAAUGUUGUCUGUCCAUCUCAUUUUGUUUCAUUGUAAUAUUUUUCCUCAUAGGUAUAGGGAAAAUAGGUGAUUUUGUUUAGUCAACAAAGGGUUGUCUCUUCUCUCUCUCUCUCUUUCUUUCUCUCUCUCUUUCUACCAUGGCAGCCCAAGUAGGGUUCAACCGUGUAGGUAGGAUCUGUAUUAUUAAUUUUCAUUAUGCCAAAACUGACAAAACAUUACGUUGAAAUCAUAAAGCACUAGAAAAGCAAAUACCUAGAAAGUAUUAUCUGUUCUGUAAGAAAAACAACAAGCUAAACAUUUUAAUAUAUUAUUGAGUUUGUUGGAUUUAUAAUAUUGGGACUUCUCUUUAUACAAGUACCUGGCCUUUAAAAAGAAAUACUACCUAGAGUAGCCACAGGUACUGUUAAUGUUGCCAAGUAUUCCUAAGUAUAUUGUAGUUAGAUUAGUGUGAGGAACUUCCUUAAAAAAUUUAAGUGUAAACCUGUAAGGUUACUCUUAUUGGUUGUUUUUCAUAGUUUAUUUAGUGACUAUUGCACGGUAAUGCUUUGUAUUAGAUCAACAUUAAGUUAGAAUUCAGUGGCUGUAUUAAAUAGCCUUUUAAGACAGUAUGUUAAAUACGUGGCUUUCACCAAGGGGCCCCUAUGGUAUUUUGGCAAUUUUACUAUUUUUUAAAAUUCAUACCUAGUUUGAAUUGAGAUUCAUGUAAGUGAAACACCAUUAAUAAGGAUUUUUAGUUUUAAAUUUUAGUUUGUUUUAUUAUAAAAUAGUCAAUAUCUAUCAUUCUUAAAAUCAAGUAUUCUUUAUAGUAGUCCUACUUAAUAUGCAGUCUGUAGGCUGGAAAGCAUUUGUUACCAGUCUGCCUUGAAAUUAAAUAUAGAAGUUGAGUAAAUGCUUAAAACUGUCACCAAAGUUUGAUAGAGUAAUAAAAAUAGGGGGCUUGUAUUUUGUUUUUGUCAAAUUUGACUUGAUUAUACAAAUGUGAUGAAUUAGAAAUUUAAAAAACCAAUUGGUCCUUCCCACAGAAGGAUAUUUCAUUUGAGAAAUAUCACUUUAGAUGACAUUAGAAGAGUUAUCCAUGUGCUUAGUGUCAGUUAGCUUAAAUGCCAUACAUUAAAAUAUAAACAUAUCAAAAACCCACUUAUAUUAGUAACUUAUGUGGAUAACCAUAUGAUUUUUAUAAAGUAAUCUCAAAUGAAAAUGAAAGCCAAUUCUUUAAUGAAUCUAAAGCAGUAGAGCCUUUACUCAUAUACCUAGUAAUAACUAUCAUUAAGUGCUUACAAUGUGCAAUAGGGUGUCUUUUAUCUUAUUUAAUCCUCUAAAAGCACAACGGGAUAGGUUCCUUAUUACCCUCAUUUUAGAGAUGCCGAGCUAAGGGUCAGAGAGGUUAAAAAUGUGCUGAUGGUCACUGAGCUAACUAAAAAAGCUAACAUUAAAACAUGCUUUUGUUCAUAAUAUGAUUACACAUCUUGUGCUUCACGUUUUUUCUUUUAAAUGAGGAGGUAAUAACAUGUACUGGGUAAAGAAUGUUGUUUUGUGCUUGUAGGUAAAGCUGUGUACCAUGCUGUAUAUGAGGAAUUAUUUAGAGCUAGAAGAGGAAAGCUCAAGCAUGCAAAUCUUCAGUGCUGAGUUGGUAUAGGGAGUAAGAUGAGGCUUCAUCACGUACGUUGCUCUUGAUCUCAGAGUCUGUUACUACAAAUUGUUGAUGAUCACAAAAAUUUAAGGACAUCAUGUUCAAGUUACACUUGAUACAGCUUAUAAGAAAGAAUCCCUUUUCAAAAAAAGCAGAUGAGAUGUGAUUUUUAAAUGGCAUCUCUCUACUCUUCAUAUGUACAUAGAUACUCAACUUUCAGGAAUCAUGUAUAUAAUAUUGGCAUCUUACAGUAAUAUUUACAAUAUUUGUUUCCUUCAAUCUCUUCAGUUAUCUUUAUAAAAGAAAGGAGGAUGGGGGGAGGAGGCUGACUUUUGUCAUGUAGCUUCCUCAACUAAAGCCUUCAGAUCUUCAUCAGUAUAUGAAUAAACUCAGUUUACUAGAUGCUUCCCUUCUGUAAAAUUCUGUAAAUCAACUAGCUAAUAUUUAAUUGAAUUUUUAUCUUGUUUUCUUCAUUUGGUCCAUUUGAUUGCUGAUCAUUGAUGUUCAUCUGCCUAAUAACCUUUGCACAGUGUUUAAGGAUUGAGGAUAAAAACUAUCAAGGGCAAGAUUAGAAGAGGUGACUGACUCCCUGAUUCUCUGCUGCCCUUGAAGGCACUGGAUAAUGGAGAAACAAGUGCCUGCAUGUGUUGGAUUUUGUUAGUUGGAUCUAGCUCCAGCAGAAUGACAACUGAGGUCACGUCAGCACCUUGGAAGGCCGGGAAGCUGGAACUGGAGCAGCUGAGCCAAUCCCCAGACAAACAGGUUUUAACCGGGACAGAGUGAGAGAAUGCUUUGCUUUGGAAACUGUCUGCCCAUCACCUAAGGCGGUGAUUCUAUUCCUAUAUAUUUUUUUUCCUGCUGUCUGUUCAUUUUUGUAUAGAAAAGAUUAGUUAUGAGGACUUCUUUCUCUUUAUAUAUGGCAAAAAGUAAUUGCAAAGUAGUUAUGUUAGACUUUGAGAUUUUUUUGUUUUCUUCAGAUUCAGAAGCAAAGAAAAUGUUACUUUUGAAAUUAAGAUGGUGUGAUGGAAGGACCAUUUAUGGCAUUAGUAAGGGUGAUCAUUUGUUGAUUACCAUCAUUUUGUGUAAGGUUGAAUGCCAAUUAAAUGUCAUGGGUGCCUCAAUAUGUUUAAAUAUCUUCAUAUUAUAUAAUGUACAUUCAAACCUCUUUUGAUUCCAGGAGGAGAUUUUCUUGUAAGUCCUAAAAUUGGAAACUUGGAUUCUAGUCUCAUUUUGCGAGUUGCUCUACUCUGUAAUUUAUUUCUUCUCAAUAUGUAGAAUGGUGGUUCUCAACUUUGGCUGCACAUUAGAAUCAUCUGGAUAUGUUUAAAAAAUACUGGUAUUUUUACCCCAUCCCAUACCAAUUUAAUAAAAAUAGGGGUAGGGCUCAGGCAUUGAUAAUGAUUUAUUAAUUUCCCCAGAUAAUUCUGAUGCACAGUGAAGGUCUAGAGCCAUGGAUAUAGAAUGAUAUCACUGACCUAACUUCUGUGACUUUUUUGAGAUUGAUUAAUUCAUGUUAACUGUUUUAAUCACUCUUGUAAAAAAAGCUUUCUCUAAUUUAUAGGGUCUUUUUCAAAAAUAUAGAAUUAGAAGUGUCCUUUGAUAUACUUCUGUUCCUUGCCAGAUUACAUUCAACCAUUAAUUUAAGCAAAUUCAGUAAAGCUAGAAAUGCAGAGUGAUGAAGAGUGUGACAGGAAACCCCUGAGCCGUGAAGAUGAGAUCAGGGGCCAUGAUGAGGGUAGCAGCCUAGAAGAACCCCUAAUUGAGAGCAGCGAGGUGGCUGACAACAGGAAAGUCCAGGAGCUUCAAGGCGAGGGAGGAAUCCGGCUUCCGAAUGGUAAACUGAAAUGUGACGUCUGUGGCAUGGUUUGCAUUGGGCCCAAUGUGCUUAUGGUACAUAAAAGGAGUCACACUGGUGAACGCCCCUUCCACUGUAACCAGUGUGGAGCUUCUUUUACUCAGAAGGGCAACCUUCUGAGACACAUAAAGUUACACUCUGGAGAGAAGCCGUUCAAAUGUCCUUUCUGUAGCUACGCCUGUAGAAGAAGGGACGCCCUCACAGGACACCUCAGGACCCAUUCUGUGGGUAAACCUCACAAGUGCAACUACUGUGGACGAAGCUACAAGCAGCGCAGUUCACUGGAGGAGCACAAGGAACGCUGCCACAACUAUCUCCAGAAUGUCAGCAUGGAGGCUGCUGGGCAGGUCAUGAGUCACCAUGUACCUCCUAUGGAAGAUUGUAAGGAACAAGAGCCUAUUAUGGACAACAAUAUUUCUCUGGUGCCUUUUGAGAGACCUGCUGUCAUAGAGAAGCUCACGGGGAAUAUGGGAAAACGUAAAAGCUCCACUCCACAAAAGUUUGUGGGGGAAAAGCUCAUGCGAUUCAGCUACCCAGAUAUUCACUUUGAUAUGAACUUAACAUAUGAGAAGGAGGCUGAGCUGAUGCAGUCUCAUAUGAUGGACCAAGCCAUCAACAAUGCAAUCACCUACCUUGGAGCUGAGGCCCUUCACCCUCUGAUGCAGCACCCGCCAAGCACAAUCGCUGAAGUGGCCCCAGUUAUAAGCUCAGCUUAUUCUCAGGUCUAUCAUCCAAAUAGGAUAGAAAGACCCAUUAGCAGGGAAACUGCUGAUAGUCAUGAAAACAACAUGGAUGGCCCCAUCUCUCUCAUCAGACCAAAGAGUCGACCCCAGGAAAGAGAGGCCUCUCCCAGCAAUAGCUGCCUGGAUUCCACUGACUCAGAAAGCAGCCAUGAUGACCACCAGUCCUACCAAGGACACCCUGCCUUAAAUCCCAAGAGGAAACAAAGCCCAGCUUACAUGAAGGAGGAUGUCAAAGCUUUGGAUACUACCAAGGCUCCUAAGGGCUCUCUGAAGGACAUCUACAAGGUCUUCAAUGGAGAAGGAGAACAGAUUAGGGCCUUCAAGUGUGAGCACUGCCGAGUCCUUUUCCUAGACCAUGUCAUGUACACCAUUCACAUGGGUUGCCAUGGCUACCGGGACCCACUGGAAUGCAACAUCUGUGGCUACAGAAGCCAGGACCGUUAUGAGUUUUCAUCACACAUUGUUCGAGGGGAGCACACAUUCCACUAGGCCUUUUCAUUCCAAAGGGGACCCCUAUGAAGUAAAGAACUGCACAUGAAGAAAUACUGCACUUACAAUCCCACCUUUCCUCAAAUGUUGACAUACCUUUUAUUUUUUUUAAUAUUAUUACUGUUGAUAAUUCUUAUUUUGUGGAGGCAGUGUCAUUUGCUCUGCCUAAUUACGAUAAGGAAGAAACAGAAGAGAGAAGGGGCGGGAAUAUUGUUUCUUUAUCACCUGGCUUGUUUAUUUUGUGGGAAUUUAAGAGCAGUCCAUUUCUACCAAGGCAUAUCAUGCUUUGAAAAAUCACUUGAUUCAUAAAGAUUCACCUAAGAGAUUCUGAUUUGCCACUGAUAUUCAGAAUUAUGAUGGAAGACAGGAAAGUUCAGAGUUUUCUGGGUAGGACUUUGGUGGUUUAAAAAUGGUAUAAGUAACUUUAUUCUUGAAAGAAGAAUGUGUUUCAAACUGUAAACCAAUUUUUUGUUCUUCAGAGAUCAUGGAACACAAACACAUUGUUAUUUUCAGUGAUAACUCCUAAGAGGAGCUGAGUUGUUGUGGGUUCUAUGUUUACUUCCCCUAUGGAAUUUAUAAUUCAGUAUGUUUUACACUGUACCAUAUAGCAAAACUUUUAAACUACAGGUAGUUAAGGGCCACCUACAAUACAUCUGAGGUCCUGUGAUCUUAUUUUUCUAAACGUAAGCACUGUUUUUCCAUAGUUUUGAUGACUGGCAUUUUAUAGACACCCUGGCAGCCUUACUUUUAACACCUUUAAGGAAUAGUAUUUUUAUGUAGUUUUCAGAAUAACAUAUGGUCUAAGAGUGGAUAAAAGGCAGUCAAUAAUUUCUGGGAGGGACUUCUACUUUCAUAAAUUUGUUUGAGAGGUUUUCUUUUAAAGUUGUAAUGUGAUGGCAGCAUAGUAUAUGUAUUUGUUUCUAAAAGUAUGCUUACGAUUGUCACUUUAUCAGCAUUUAAUCAGUGUUAACCAGUCAGCAGAAAAAUAUAAUUAUGCUAACAGUAGGGGGAGAAAACCCACUUAGAAAUCCCUUUUCUGGUAUUUCUCUUUUCACUAGUUUUUUUCAAGAUGUGACCUCCCGGUGUUCUGUCCAUAGUUCAUUCAUCCUUUACUCUUCGAGUAGAAGGUCUUAAAAGUCUUCCUGUCGGCUGUUUCUUUCAAAAUCUCCUCAGAGCAAUUGCUAAUUUGGCCUGAAUCUGGUAACUUGAACCCUGUAAGGUUACAGAACUAGGGCUAUUUAUUUUAGCAUUUCUUCAGUAGUAUUUACUACUCUUGUUGCAAAGAAAAGGGAAUGGGACUUCUUUGUAACCUGUACCUUGGACAACAGAUAAAAGAAACAAAAAAAUAAGAAAGUUUACUUUUACCCUUCUUGGAGUCUAGAAUGUGACAGAACCCCCAAAGGAAAGUCCUGCACAUUUUUCUGUUUCCAAAACAUUUAAUUGUGUAAGUCCUUGUCAGAAAUGAAUCUCAAUCCCUUAGUAUAGAAUUCCCCUUACAUGGUAUAGGUUGCCAUAUUUCAUGUGCAGAUUUUAAUUUCAUUUAUGUGGGCGCUCUGUUUUUUCUUUGCAGUCCAGCCACAUUAGAGGGGAGGAACCGAGUGAUAUUGAUUCAAGUCAUUUUAGGGGGACAUACUUGGAAGGCAGAACUUGCUGCUUCUGUUUGGGGAGGACAGACCUGACUGUGACUGGAUUAUCUGAUAACCAUUUGUGAAUACUGAAAUUCUGUUAGGCAGUAACUGAUAACUGCUCUAAAGGAUCAUUAAAUAGGAUGCUGAAAUUAUGUAUCUUAAUACAGUGUGGUAUGAGAAUUACCAAGUCAAGAGAAUUGUGGACAUAAGCAAGUUUGGCCCCAAUACUGCUCUUAACUCAUUUUCCAGCUUACUAUUUGCUAUUUAAAUGGUAGGCACCAGCUAAGCACUUCUAAGCACUAACACAGCUAGAACUAGGCAAAAAUGGUUAGAACUCAGCUCUCUUCUACUAGUCCCUGUCAUAAUUAUUUUUGGGAAAAUGUCCAAACUGCCCCCUUUAAAUCUAAGGGAAUGCACCAAAACAGAGAUAUAUAGAAUGUCAACCAUUUCAUUUUUUUUUUUCUGCAUGCCUUGGUACAUAGUGAACAUACAACCUAUUUAAAGAUAAAGCAUGUUUUUGAGACUCGCUCACCCCCCCCCACCCAACCACUCCCAAAUAAUAAUUGGGAUGCCAUUUUUUUUCCUUUUGGAUGAGGUAAAUAAUUUUAAGGUUCACAAUUUUGUCUUUUACUGCAAUUUAAGGAAACAUUUGGAUGUCAGUCAAUAUGUUCAUAAUUUUGGCUGUGUGCGAAUUUCUGCUGGCAUUAUCUAUGAAUUUUCUUCCUACUUAUUUUUUUUUCAGUAUAUGAACAAUCAUGUAUCUACCUGCCCCAGGAUGAAACUAAAUUUAGGUGGACCCUAAACCUUAUGAAGACAGUGCUGAGGCACUUUCCUUUUCUGAUUUCAUCUUUUUGGGAAUCUGUUUUAUUGAAGGUAGUUAGUAGUUGAGAGUGCAUUUGCUACAAGCAUAUACUUGUAUCUUCCUAGCUUCAUGAGGAACAGAAAGAGGUGGAUAUGGCUCAGGGUGUGGCAGGGACAAUUGAGGACAAAGUCAAUUCAAAUUUGUGGGUCAGAAAGAAUUUUUGUGGACGUAGUGUUUUUGGAGAAACUCUGGAUGGUUAUAUGUGCAUGCCUUUUCUUCAAAAGGAAAUACGCAAGGUUGUAGCAUCUAAAAAUAAACAUAAGAGUCAGACACCAAAUAAAUCAAGUUUUACAUAACAGUUGUAUGCCCAGUUUGUUUAGGUGAGAUUUCACAUUACAGAAAGUAUUUGAGGAGCAUGAAAAUGGGUUAUCUUCUGUAUUUUCCAGUUUGGCAAAAGUUCAGAAUUUCAUCACAUUGCUUUGCCCUAAUUUUGCCCAGAAUUUUAUCUUAGCCUCUCUCUGACAGUGAUGAAUCAUGCUCAAAAGCCAUUCUAAUUGGACCUUUUUAAGACAGGGAAAGGGAUCAGUAGGCGGAUUGGAAGAAAUUUCAAGUCAUUGAAAUAUUCCAUUGAGAUUUCCUAAAGGGACAAAAUUGGGAAAAUAAGAAACUACGACUUAGAUUUGGCUACGUAGUAGAAAGUAUCUCCCCUACAUACAUACAGGCAAUUGUAUGUAUGAAUCAUAGGGUAUAUGUGUGUGUAUACUACACACACAUUCUUUUAAAGAGAAUUCAUGGAAAAAAAAGCAGUUGGAGUGAUCAGAUGUAUUGCAAAAACAUACAGAGAAUUUAAAUGACAGUUAAUACCAAGAAAUUAGUUGGGUUUACUUUAUCAGGUCGUAAUAGGAAUCACUAAAGAAGUUACUAGUGUGUCUUUAGGACCAGUGGCAACUCUUAAACUAAAACUUUGGGUCCUUAUUAUCUACUUACAGAACAAAGUGAAACAAACAAUGAUUAAGCUGAUUGGAUAUACAUUCAAAGAUAUUUAAUGUAAAGUUUUUUGGAAUACGAAGAAAAUUCAGAAAAUAAAUAUUAUCAACAGUUACUUAUUGGCAAAUAGAGAAAGACAAGAAUAGUUUAGUGAGCCCGGUAUUUUGUUUUUAUAGUUUUUAUCUCAGUUGUACAACUCACAAAACCAUGAAGUCUUUGGUAUUUUAUAAAUGUUUAACAAAAUUUACAUCAGAUUAAGGCAUUUAGAUGAAAAUUAUUAUGUUCUCACUAUCUUCCAAAUUUUAUUUCAUCCUAUCUCCAAAAUGAUUUCUUAGGGUACAAAAAGAGCAGACGGGGCUGUAAAAAUACAAGCAAAAAACUGUGUGCCCCUAGUUUCAGGCAGAACUUAAACUGUCAGAGGUACUAGCUACAUGAUUUGUUUUUUAACUUUGGAUUGUUCACGUCCAAAAAUGGAUAAAUUACAUUUGUGUUUAUCAUCAGUUGCAUUUUAUGUAUUAUUUUAAUAAAUACUAUCUGAAUGAAGACUAUUCUAAACCAGAAAAUUCCCCAAAUCCAAAAGAAAAAAAAAGUGGGAAGAGGUGAAAUUGAAGUUUGUGUAUAUGAAAGUUAUCUUAGACAUAUUUUUAAUUCUCCAGUUUCUGCAAAAUAAUUAAAAUAUACAGUAACUGGUCUCCUAAAUCCUGAAUUUAAUGUAUUAAAUACUUAUGUUCUUUAUAUUGGUGCCUUUUUAAAAUGCAUUGAGAGUGUUGGUUAGCUGUUGCAGCUGUACAACACUUUUAAUAUGCAUUUUUAAAAAUCACUUAAAAUUGAGUACUAUAUAAUUCAUCUCUGCAUUUUUAGUGCAAAUCUUUAGAGCAAUUUCUAAUAGAGAAAUUUUCAGCUCAGCUGUUAAAAGGAAAAGGAAACUUUGAAACUAGACUUUACUACCUUUUUAGUUUCAUAGUAUUUCUGAAUAUGAUUACAAGAUUAUGCAGGUAAAAUAUAGAGUGAAACUUUACCUGUGAAUUGAAUUAUAAUUUGUGUUUUUGUUUUGUUUUUAAGGAAGAAUAAGUUCUGUAUCAAACAAGAAUUUAUUAGAUAAUUUUUUGGUCAAUAAAAUACAGUAUUCAUUUGGAUUUUCAUCUCCAGACUAGUAUUGUUCUAGUCUUGGAAUCUGUAUUUUCUAAUCUGUUAGAAAAUAGAGAUUGAAAAUUGAUGGAAUAAUGUGAAAAAGCAGGUAAUUAAUUCUCCUUGAACAAAGCAAAACUGAACAGUCAUAUCACAUUGCUAUUCUCCAAAGCAUAAUCUCAAAUGGUUUCAUAUCAUGGUUGUGUAUUACUUGCAAUGGGUGUGUUAGGAUAUGACAGCUUUUUAAAAAAAUGAGCUGCUGGUUAUACAAAGCAAAUGGCAUAUGACCAAGAAGCUGUGAUAUGCUAGUGUUUCUUUUUAUCAUAGUGUAUUACUAGGCCAAAUAAUGACACCUUGAAUAUUUUUACAUUUAUUGCAGAAACCUUAAACUUUGGAAUUUCCAUAAGGUUUUUAUGUAAUAUUCUAUUUCUAGCUUUUUAGUUUUAUCUUGCUGUACUGUAAGUUUGAGGAUAUUUUUCACCUGCACUCUUAGGAAUAAGUUCAUAAUUCUGUUUAUGGGGCUUUCCUCCCAUAACACUGCAUUUGUAUAUUUUCUGUAUAAAAUAUGUGUUGUGUAUUAACCUUUAUCCCAUACAGAGAGUGGUACAUGAAUGACUAGUUUUCUAAGAUGUCCUUUUUAUUGUGAAUAAAAUAUAAAAGUUAAAGGCCCUCUGCUAAGUCACAUAAAGUACAGCAUAUAAGUUCAUAUAGGUACAAAUAAAUGAGUUUGCAGUGAAUUGGGCCUUCAAAUUACCUCAAGUGACAGAUAGUAAGAAAAGCUUCUUGAGCAGGUGGAGGUCACUGAAUCCCCUACUAUGCACUUACCAAGAUUUUACUUACUUUAAUUUACUGGAAAUUGAUUUUUUAAAAAAUGACUACACUGUAACAAGGGAAGGGAUCUGGGUUUUUUUGUUGUUUUAUUCUUGUUUUUUUUAAGUAGUUCAAAUUCUGAAACUGUGAUUUAAAAAUUUUUUACAGUCAAGCAUUCUGAUUUUGAACAUAACUCCCUUCCCUUUCUGUGUAACAAAGGUCUCUCUGUUAUCUCUUAAAUUUUGUUACAUCUCCCUCAGCCUCUUUCUUUGUCCGUCUCCCUUCUGUCAUUGUCUAUGGAUGUUUACCUCUCUGUUCUCCUAAAAGUUUGAAGAUUAGGUCAACUCUUAUUUCUAGUUCAUUGGUAAUUUAAUCUUAAUUUUUUUUUCGUGAUUUUUGUUGGUUGUAUAAUCUGCUGACGUAUUUUUAUACUCAAGUGUAGUUUUCUAUUAAAAAGAAAAGUGGUUGGAUUAAAAAUAGUAAGCUAUGUAACCCUCAUGUUACUUUCACUUUCAAAUAUUGGGUACCUAAAACAUUACUUCAGAGAUUAUGUAAUCCUAUUAUAGUAUGUUUGCUUUCCUUUAUUGUUGGAUUUUACAUUCUGAUUUGGCUUUCCUCCAAAAAAUGUAUAUCAUGAAAGACUAGACAGUUAUUUGCAAGUGUUUAGAAAGGUGUUAAAAAUGUAAAGCAAAGAGUCUUAACUUUCUCCUAAUUGGGAGAAAAAUGCUUUAACAUUACUAUAAUAAUAUUCCAGGUUUGGAGGGGGUCUCCAGGCCCCAUAUUUGCUGUUAAUAGUUGGACCUUUUAGACCAUGUGUUAUUUGCAAUCCCAGAAUGAUUGCUUCUGCUAUUAGUUAAAAAGAUACUAUUCUUUUCUUUCUGUACAAGUGCAAUACUCCCCUUGAAGUCUUAAAAACUAUGGUGAUUUUUUUUUCUUUUCUGACCUAUUCUUCCUUUAGCUAAUGACAAAAAGAAACUCAUAAAAGUCAUAGUAUGUUAAAGGACACAACAAGCAAAGAGAAAAACACUCCACAAUCAAAAGAUUACAGAAUGUGGAAACCACUAGUCUGAUCUCAUGGUAUCUUUAUUUAAGCUAAAUUUCCAUGGAAAUUAGUAAUCUUUUGCUUGAAAAAUGUGUCCUAAAGUUGAACUUUUUACAGAUUGAAUCUUCUUAGACCCUCGCCCAAUGCUCUAAAUUAAGAACCUAAUACUUAAUAUUUUUAUUUUACUUCUCCCCUUUUAGAAAUAAACUUUUAAAUAAAAGCAAAGCACUUAGCUGAGUUUUAAACACUUACAUAUCACCUAUUGGAGAAAUUUUUUUUAAAAAUAUUUGGAGCAGUCCUGUUUUCAUACAAAUUUAAGUAAGAGGUAUUUUUCUUAUACAUAUUUAUAUGUAGUGUGCUAAUUUUCUUUUUUUAUACCUGUGUCCCUGUAGUAAAACUGCUGUAAUAUAAAUACAUGUUUUGUUAAAAGAUAACAUUUCUUUGGCAUUUCUUUUAAAGGCAGUUACUGCAUUUCUGCAUUUGUACAGUAUGUGUCUUGGCCAUUUUAGAUAUUCUUUCUUUAACAAUACCAAAGGUAAUUAGACUAUUUUAAAGACUAAUUGCUUGACAGUUUCUAGGGUAUUUUGUGUUUUAGAAGCAAAAAAAGAAAAAAAAAUAGGUCAAACCAGUAAACCUCAUUUUUUUUCAAACUAAUAAUUUGGGGAAAUAAAAACUAUUGUUUAAAAAAGAAAUAUAUAUAUAUAUAUAUAAAUAUAUAUGUAAAGUUAAAAUUCCAUACCUUGUAUGUCAGGUUUGCUAAGUGUAAUGUAGUUUUUUUAAGGCUCAAAUACCAUACCUCAGAAAAUGAGGUUUACUAUGGAAAUACUGAAACAGUCUUUGCAGCUGUGUGACAAGUCACUCUACUACAUACUGAUUUGGAGACCUCCGCUAAAUAGUUUUAUCACUGCAGACUAAAAUGUGGGACUUGUAUCUUCUUUGUUUUUAAUGCACACACAUACAUGUUCUGUGCAUGUAUGUGGUUACUGUGUAUAUGUGUAUGAGUGUUGUAUAUGCAUGUGUGAGUGUGUGUCUGUAUGUGUGUACAACUAAAGAAGCUGCAGAAACUUUGUAAUACUUUGUGAAAAGGAUUAUAUUAUAAAGGUUUGUACUGUCUGAGUGCACAGCUACUGGAAUAAAUUUAGGGAAUCUCAGGAACAAGCAUAUAAUUUGUCCAAGAUUUAUUUCUUCUCAGAAGUGUAAGUGCAGUUUUUAAUUCUGUAUAUUAUUUAAUAUUUUACCAAUAAAAUAAACUUCUGACAUAAAAA